GAGGUGGGUGGGCCGUGGGAACGGCCAGCUGGGCGGUGGGCGGAGCGAGAGUGGCGCGGCCCCCGCUGCUGCUGCUGCUGCUUCGCAGGCGCCGGUCUCGGGGCGCCUAACCUGCGCGCGCCCUUCUCCGCUUCGCGACCCUCCUGCCGCGCAGGUAAGCGCCGCGUCCGCGGAGCCUCCCCCACCAGGAGCCGCAGACGCCUCUUCGCCGCUUCCUUACUCGAGAGGAAGCCCGGCCAGGAGGCCGCGCUUGCUCGGGAGGAAGCAGGGAGGGCUUUCUUCUGCAAGGCGGGCGGAGCGGGCCGAAGGUCGAGGCUGCCUGGGCGCGCAGCCCGAUCCUGUGAGGCGCGCAGCCCGAUCCUGUUUGGCCAGAAGCCCCGGGGCGGCGGGCCUAACCUCGCUUUCCUGGGAGUAGAAGCCCCCGCUGCAGUCAGGACGAGUAAAAUACGGGGAGGGUCGCCCUGCUCUUACUGCCCGGGGCCUUGGCUUCUAGCUGCGCGCGAUCCUAAGCGACGUCUCUCUCUCUCUCUCUCUCUCUCUCUCUCUCUCUCUCUCUCCCUCUCUCCCGUUUCUUGCUCCAAAGCGGGCUUGCAGGUGCGGGCCAGGUCACUUUUGGAGCUCGUUAAAGGGUCAGGUUUGGGGAAAGGAUUCCCGCCCAACUUUAAAUUUCUCUCUCUCUUUUUUUUAUAUAUAAAUAAUAUGGAAAGGGUGCAGGGAUGUGUCCCUCGUAAAAAGGACCUCGCAGUUCCCUUCCUCGCCACGUUUCAAAAGAAGGAAACCGCCUUGACUUCUGGUGAAUUUUGCUUAGGAUUGCAUGCUUACUCAUCCAUGGAUGUGGCAACACUUCAGUUUGAGAUUGCAAGUUUGCUGGGGAUUAAAAUAAAAAUAAAAAGACCAGCAUUAAGCUUAACGGCACUUGAUUUGCUUAAAGAUUUAUUUCAAAGGCUGCAGUCCUUACCUAGCAAGUAGUCACUGCUGGACUCUGUGGGACUGACUUCUGAGUAGACAGUGUGUUGGAUUGCAUUUUCCAUUUAUUCUUGGUGGUCUUAAAAAAACACGUUUCUCUGCCUGUUGUCUUCUCCUGUUUUCUCUGUUCAGAUCGCCUGCCUUUCUUUCCCUCCCCUCCUCUGCUUGGCCUGCUUGUCAAGCAGGAGCAAAGUUCAGGGUUGGUUUUCCAAAGACAGAGGCUUAUUUCUCAACUGCAGAGGAGGACCAUUUCUGGUUUGGAGGUCCUCUCUCUGGUGGGCUUCUGUGUGUAUUGAAAGGGAGAUCAAGGUGCUUACAGAUUCAGCCUUGCUGAGUAUUUUAAGUUUCUAGGAUCUUGCAGAUCAUUUUCUCCUAACAACACAGUAUGGGGUGAGAAGUGUGUUGUCCUGGGAGGGCCAGUAUCCAGGAGCUUGGUGAGGAGGAGAGAGCAGGUAGCAUAAUAAUAAUAAUAAUAAUAAUAAUAAUAAUAAUUUAUUAUUUAUACUCCGCCUAUCUGGCUGGGCUUCCUCAGCCACUCUGGGCGGCUUCCAAAAAAAUAUUAAAAUACUGUAAUACAUCAAACAUUAAAAGCUUCCCUAAACAAGGCUGCCUUCAGAUGUCUUCUAAAAGUCUGGUAGUUGUUGUUCUCUUUGACAUCUGGUGGGAGGGCGUUCCACAGUGAGGGCACCACUACCAAGAAGGCCCUCUGCCUGGUUCCCUGUAACUCGGCUUCUCGCAGUGAGGGAACUGCCAGAAGGCCCUCGGUGCUGGACCUCAGCGUCCGAGUAAAACGAUGGGGGUGGAGUCGCUCCUUCAGAUAUACUGGACCGAGACCGUUUAGGGCUUUAAAGGUCAGCACCAACACUUUGAAUUGUGCUCGGAAACGUACUGGGAGCCAAUGUAGGUCCUUCAAGACCGGUGUUAUGUGGUCUCGGCAGCCGCUCCCAGUGACCAGUCUAGCGGCUGCAUUCUGGAUUAGUUGUAGUUUCCGGGUCACCUUCAAAGGUAGCCCCACGUAGAGUGCAUUGCAGUAGUCCAAGCGGGAGAUAACCAGAGCAUGCACCACUCUGGUGAGGACUGCCAGAUAGGGUCUCAGCCCGCGUACCAGAUGGAGCUGGUAAACAGGACACGGAUUUGACCUGUGCCUCCAUGGACAGCUGUGAGUCCAAAACGACUCCCAGGCUGCACACCUGGUCCUUCAGGGGCACAGUUACCCCAUUCAGGACCAGGGAAUCCUCCACACCAGCCCGCCUCCUGUCCCCCAAAAACAAUACUUCUGUCUUGUCAGGAUUCAAUCUCAAUCUGUUAGCUGCCAUCCAUCCUCCAACCGCCUCCAGACUCUCACACAGGACCUUCACUGCUUUCACUGGUUCUGAUUUAAAAGACAGGUAGAGCAUCACAGGUAAUGUUGAACUGAUUCCAGCCUGUGUUGUGCUUGAGUAUCUUUUGGCCCUCCAGAUGUUGCGGAACUAGAACUCACAGUGUCAGAAACUCUGAUGCGUAAGCUAAUUGCCGAAUGGCACCUUAAAGCUAUGUUACGGUCACCACAAUAGAAUGUCUCAACGCGAUUUACAACAUGAAACAAAUUCAGAUUUCAAGGGAAAUAUUUCAGAUCCUCUUGCAAAGGGCAUUUUAAUAAUAAUAAUAAUAAAUUUUAUUUAUACCCCGCCCUCCCCAGCCAGAGCCGGGCUCAGGGCGGCUAACACCAAUAAAAUUUCAGUAAAAACAUAAUAUGAAAAAAGUAAAAGAAAAAGAAAACAAUUUAAAAUACAGGUUAAAAUGCAAUUUAAAAUGCAGCCUCAUUUUAAAAGUCAAAACCAUAAGGGGAGGGAAACAUGAGGGUCAGACUGAGUCCAAACCAGUCUGCUGUCCCCAGUGACACACCUGGCAUCCAAAGAUCUCCACAUGGCCGCAAUUGGACCCAGGUCAGUCUGGACCCUGGUGCCUGGCUAAUUUCGGACACGGAACUCCCAUCAUCCCUGGCCGUUGGCCAUACUGGUCCGGGCUGAUGGGAGUUGUAGCAUCUGAAGGGCCAAAGCUUCCUUACCCCUGUUGUAUAUGCAGUAGCAUCGGGAAUUGUUUUUCCAGCUGGAGCUCACCAGAACUCAGAUCCAGCACCUUUCAGGUGGGCACCAUUGCCGUUUUGUUCGAAAGUGAAGCAGACUGCUUCAGGAGGUGGCGGGCUGUGCCCAACUGGAAGCGUUUAAGGAGAGACUGGCUGGUUAUCUGUUAGGGAUACUGUACCUUCCACAGUAGAUACUGCAGGAGAUAUUAUUUAUUUACUGCGUUUUAAAAAAAUCAUACAAAAGAAAUUAACAGCAGUGCAAAGAAUACACAGUCCUGGCAGUGACAGGGGAACACUUUUACCCUUAUUCUAGAAUUUUGCUAGAAAUACUAGCUUUCUUGUAAUCUAACAGCAGACACAGUGCCUUCCCAGAUUACACAUAAUCACACAUUCGUUUUGCCUCUUCAUUUUAGGUGAGGAGUGCUGUAACAAUUUUCUCCCCAACCACCCACCCUCCCGCUGCCGCUGUUGCCCAUUGUCAAUAAACUGGAAUAAUGUUUACAGUGUUUGAGGAGUGCAACAUAAUUCAAGCUUUUGCAACGUGGUGAUACAAUCCAUCAAACUCUGUACAAUGUGGUGCCAGGGUGUUGCAGACAGCUUGUUGUUGCAACCUGGUUUAUCUGCAAGAUUUGGUAAUAAAAAAUUAAUAAUGUACUCCGAUCAAAACUCUCAUGUGCAAGGCUACCCUUGUAUUUUCCCAGUGUGCCAGAUCAUGCUGGUGUGUCCUGAGUUAUAAAAUGGCUCCCGUGAGGCCAGAAUGCCCAUCCACAGAGGAGUCUGUCUUCUGUGUCUCUGUGUGAUUCACUGUUUUGGCUGCGUCUUUUUCCAACAAGCCUCUUCUGAGGGCAGGUAAUUCUACCAUGUGUUUGCAGUGGUUGUGUUAGGCCCAUUCGCUCGCUUGUGAUGCAAGUAUCGUUAUCUGCCUUGAAGAAGUUGCCCUGUUCAUGAACCACUGCUCUGGACUGUCAUUCCUACAUUCAAGAUGUAUGCCCAGAACAGUGACGCAUGCAGAUGCAUGAGGAUCCGGCAAGAAUGAGCAUAGGUAACCCCUCAAGCGGGGUUUGUGCAGGGUUUGAAAUUAGCAGGGUGCCAGAUGCAUUUUGCGCUGAAAGAUUCUCCAUUUUCGAGCACCUCAAAAAGUCUGGGUGCCAUUUUUUGUGCCUGGCUGACACUCGAGGAUUACUGAAAUGUAUGUGCUUUGAAGCCUCAAAGUGUAUGUUAAGGGGUUUAACAAUAAAGAGUAGAGUGUUUUGAAAACUGAAGUAUGGUACCAAUAUUUUUAUUGUCAACACCAAAUUAAAGGUAAAGUUAAAGGGACCCCUGACCAUUAGGUCCAGUCAUGGCUGACUCUGGGGUUGCGGGGCUCAUCUUGCUUUAUUGGCCGAGGGAGCCGGCGUACAACUUCCGGGUCAUGUGGCCAGCUCUGGAGAACCAGAGCAGCGCACGGAAACGCCGUUUACCUUCCCGCCAGAGCGAUACCUAUUUAUCUACUUGCACUUUGAACUGCUAGGUUGGCAGGAGCAAGGACCGAGCAAAGGGAGCUCACCCCGUCACGGGGAUUCAAACUACUGACCUUCUGAUCGGCAAGUCCUAGGCUCUGUGGUUUAACCCACAGUGCCUCCUGUGUCCCAACCCCAAAUUAAACAUGUAUUAAUAAUUUUCGCUAAAAAUGUGAUAUUAACAAUUUGUCGCUUAUGUGAAUUGUGUAUUAAUUUACGCUUAUCAAAAUAAUAAAUAAAAAGUUUUGUUAGCCGUACACAACCUCUCCCGGGCAGCGGGAUGAAGGCUCCCCCAAGAGCCACACACAUGCUCCACGCGGCUUUUUAAAGGGAGCGCUGAGCAGAGCCUCCCACCUGCAUUCGCUCCAUAAGACGCACACAUAUUUCCCCUUACUUUUUAGGAGGGGAAAAGUGCAUCUUAUAGAGUGAAAAAUACGGUAAUCCUGGAAACCGGCAAAGAGAGCAUAUGAUCCUCUGAAACUUAAAGUGGGGUUGGAGAGGACAUUUGCUAUGAAAACCAAAGUAUUUUUUUGGGGGGGGGGAAGGAGUUCCCUUUGUCCAUAAACAAACACUAUUAUGGCUUACCUAGAAAGAAGCUAUCCGAUCUCCUAAAACAGCCAUCCCUAACUUGGCGGCAGCCAAAUACUUAGGACUCCAACGCCCAUCAUUCCUGACUUUUGGCUAGCUGAGGCUGAUGGAAGCUGUAGUCAAAAACAUCUGUUGAGUACCAGGUUGCAGCUGAGAAAACAAUCUGUAACAAAUCUGUUCCUCAGGUGUUCCCAGAACGAAGGUCUGCUAGGGAAAUAAAAUGACAUCUGGAACGAUGUAAACCUUUUGUAAAUGUUAGCCAUUCACCAUUCACCAACCGUCGCUUGGUAUUUCUCAGGUGUUGUUGCCAAAGAGAAGUGUGAGCACUACGCUUUUGCCUUGUGGUCAACAAGAAAGCCUUGUAAGAACCUUGUUCAAAACCUCUGCACCAUACAUUUAAAGCUUCACCCACCCUGUAAAGAAUCCUGGGAACUGCGGGAAUUCAGAGAGGAAAACUGCAGCUCCCACGAUUCUUUGCGGGGAACCGUUGUGCUUUAAACACAUGGUUUGGAUGUGACAAGUUCAGGGGUUGAUGUGAAGGUGGAAAAAGAGCACACGGGUACCUCGGUUUUUCAGUCGAAAAGCAACACAUCUGUACUUUGUGACAUCAGAAAAGGCUGUAUUUAGGGCAACGUUCAGAGCUACUGUGAUCUGGAUUAAAUGCAUAAAUUGGCUGCUGUCAAAUCUCUAAUCUCUUUGUGAAUGCUUUCCCCUGGAAACAGAGAAACAUUUACAUGCUGAAAUUUACAAAGUUACAUAACGGUGGGGUUUUUCUUUUUUCUUUCUUCAGUUUCUGCCUGGUUGUCAAGGCUUUGGAGGAAACCUACAGGCAGUGCAAUUUAAAAGUUCAGUCGUGGUUCAUCUGGUAUCCCAUCAUAGCCAUGUACAGUAGGAAGGGACUUCCUUUUAUUUCAGGGGAUCAUAUUUCUGAAGAGUGAAACUCGUAAGAAACUUUGUGGUGUGGAGCGCUUCUGUUCACUGUGGCUGCCCCAGCCAUGUCCUCUUCAUGAUACAGUGGUACCUCGGGUUAAGAACUUAAUUCGUUCUGGAGGUCUGUUCUUAACCUGAGGUACCACUUUAGCUAAUGGGGCCUCCUGCCGCCGCCGCCACACAAUUUCUGUUCUCGUCCUGAAGCAAAGUUCUUAACCCGAGGUACUAUUUCUGGAUUAGCGGAGUCUGUAAUCUGAAGCGUCUGUAACCUGAAGCGUCUGUAACCCGAGGUACCACUGUACUCCAUUCCAUUCUCCCUCGCACCAGCAUCCCAUUGCCUCUAAGCACACUCAGUCCUCAUUGGGCUGCUUUGAGGGUUCCCCACUCCUCUUAAGGAUUCCCCCCCCUACAUAUUUUUUCUAUCUCUGCAAACCUACCCCCUCACCCCCCGGUCUGCUGGUGUCUACUUCUUGUGCAUGCGUGGUGCCAUUGUGGCCCUAUAAGUAACGGCGCUCUGUCCUGAACGUUGGAAACAGAAUGAAUUUUUCAUAUUAUUUCAAGUAAGUGCCUAUCUGUUGGUUACUUGUACUGCAGGAUUUUACUCGCCCUGUGAUGAGACCGGGAAAGAAGCUUAUCCAGUCCCUAGUUCCCAUUGCUGUUAACAGAAAUGAACAACUGGACUGGGGAGAUUUUGUGUUCAUUAUAAGCAAAGGCUGCUCAUUCCUACUCAUAGAGAAAAUGGGGAAGGAACUGCAAAGUGUAUCCCUAAUUUUGCUGCAAGUAGAGAGGGAAGCAGGUGGUGCUGUGGGUUAAAUUACAGAGCCUAGGACUUGCUGAUCAGAAGGUCGGCAGUUCGAAUCCCCGCGACGGGGUGAGCUCCUGUUGCUUAGUCCCUGCUCCUGCCAACCUAGCAGUUCGAAAGCAUGUCAAGUGCAAGUAGAUAAAUAGGUACCACUCCGGUGGGAAGGUAAACAGUGUUUCCGUGCACUGCUCUGGUUCGCCAGAAGCGGCUUAGUCAUGCUGGCCACAUGACCCGGAAGCUGUACGCCAGCUCCCUUGGCCAAUAAAGCGAGAUGAGUGCCGCAGCCCCAGAGUCAGUCACGACUGGACCUAAUGGUCAGGGGUCCCUUUACCUUUACCUUUAGAGAGGGGGGCAGGACAGGAGGUGGGGCAGUACAAAGUGAAUAAACAGACAUGGGGCAUGGAAUUAAGGUUUAAACCUUACUUUAUUAAGAUCUCAUUUUUAAACGUUAGGUUCCCAUUAUCAUGAAGCAACUGCAGAUAUAUGCCAAUUAAGGGUAGUGUCUCUAAUGGAGAUAAAGUGAUUUAAAUACAGUAGUAAUCAAGAUUAAAGACUUUGCUGUGUAGAUUAAAUCAGUUUGCAAAUUACUUCAGCUCCUCUUGGCUGUUGAAAUUUCUUGAAUUAGUAGGCUUGCAAAAUCUCACCCAGUGUUGCUCCAACUCCUUGUACUAAAGGUAGGUAUUGCCCUCCUUGCCAAAUAUCCUUAAGGGAAUGAUCAGGUACCAGGAUGCAACCUUUGGAAAUCACAUGCAUAUUAAACCAGCUCUUUGCUAAAAUGCCAAGAGGCAAUUUGGGCAUAGUGCCAUAUGUAAAGCCAUCUUGCCCCCAAAUGGCAAUGAGACAUUCUAUUUAGGCAACGACAACCUUGUUUUAAGGAGCCUUUUGGCACCUAGCUUAUAUAUCUGAGUUUCUAACACUCACUAAAAUAUCUGGAGGGCAUCAGGUUGGGGAAGACUUGGCUAGAUCCUCUUGCUGUGUGUCAAGACCCUGAGGCUCCCCUCCUAUGUAGAAUAAUAACACUUUGACACCGUAUACAGUGGUACCUCGGGUUACAUAUGCUUCAGGUUAUAUACGCUUCAGGUUACAGACUCCACUAACCCAGAAAUAGUGCUUCAGGUUAAGAACUUUGCUUCAGGAUGAGAACAGAAAUCGUGCUCCGGCUGCGCAGCAGCAGCGGGAGGCCCCAUUAGCUAAAGUGGUGCUUCAGGUUAAGAAAAGUUUCAGGUUAAGAACAGACCUCCAGAAUGAAUUAAGUACUUAACCCGAGGUACCACUGUAUAAGGUUAAAUGGACCAAUUUAGGACACAACUUUAUUGGUUACAGAAUGUGAGCGGUACAGUCAUACCUCAUGUUACGUUUGCUUCAUGUUACGUUCUUUCAGGUUACAUCCCGCAGCGACCCGGAAGUACCAGAAAGGUUACUUCUGGGUUUCGCCACUCGCACGUGUGCAGAAGCACUAAAUCACGGUUCUCACAUGCGCACCUGCACCAAAUUGCACUGCGCACCUGUGCAGCUAAGCCACUUCAGGUUGCUCUCUUUUCAUGUUGCGAACGGGCCUGGAACGGAUCCUGUUCGCAACCAGAGGUACCACUGUAUUGGCUUAGGCAUUGUCUUGAACUGCGAUAUCUGACUCCUGCUCGACAUGCAGGAAGUCUCACAAGGGUUAACCACCAGUAGGGGGUGGCCGGUUGAUGCACAUCAGCUCAGAGCUUCCCCCAGAGUCACUGGAAGGUCGUGCCAUGGUCCUAGUCUCCACCUGGGCUUCGGACAGGAACCAUGGAAGCAGGUCAGGAACCGUGGAAGCGGGAGCCAAAUAGGAGGACUCCCUGGUCGCACGGCUGCUUUAAACGGGGUAAGCCAUGCCCCCCCAGCCACCUGGAUUGGCUGGCUGGGGGCCACAGUGCAGCCAGGGACACCCCGAAUGCUGUGUGGAGACCACGAGGUCUGACUGCAAUAUCGCCCCACCCGGAAGGGGAGUGGUUUUCUCCUGAACCAAGAAAUUCUAACUACAGUGGACGCUUUGGUUGCAAACAUGAUCCGUGCGGGGAGCACGUUCACAACCCACAGCACUGCAUCUGCUCACGCGUGGGUCGCGAUUCAGCGCUUCUGAGCAUGCGAAAAGCGCGAUUUAGCGCUUCUGUGCAUGUGCAAGUGCCAAAACCUGGAGCUAACCUGUUCCGGUACUUCUGGGUUCGGCGCGCUGCGCAACCCGAAAUCACGCAACCCAAAGUGUCUGUAACCUGAGAUAUGAUGUGCUGAUUCAGACCAGCAAAGCAAGUGUUCUUUUAUCCAGAAUCCCAGAAUUUAGAGGGAAAUGGUGCGAACUGAUGAGGAAUGGGGUUUGCCUUUUUGAAAGAUUUCUUUUACAGUGGUACCUCGGGUUAAGUACUUAAUUUGUUCCGGAGGUCCAUUCUUAACCUGAAACUGUUCUUAACCUGAAGCACCACUUUAGCUAAUGGGGCCUCCUGUGCUGCCGCGCCGCCGGAGCACAAUUUCUGUUCUCAUCUUGAAGCAUAGUUCUUAACCCGAGGUAAUAUUUCUGGGUUAGCGGAUUCUGUAACCUGAAGCGUAUGUAACCUGAAGUGUAUGUAACCCAAGGUACCACUGUAUUUUUACUAGGCGAGAGGUUUAACCAUUUGCCCAAAUAGCCAAGAUGCUUCUUCCUGUUUCUUCAUUAGAUCAUAAACACCCUUAAAGCUUCUAUUUCUCUGGCUGUUGGCUUGGCUUUGGAAUAAGCUUCUGCACUGAAUGGCAUCCAUUCACUGCAGAGCAAGUUUGUAAGUAGCAUGGUGUCUGCCGUGUAAAUGGUCUGCCUGUUGCAGCACUGGGACUGUAUAAUCAGAAGGAUGAGUAAUCAAAGGCAUCAUUCUGCCUGGGCUAUAAUGGUGCCGUUGCUCCUCUGCGGUGGAAAAUUGGGAAAUGUAUAGAAUUCAUUUAUGUUUAAGAUCCAGAUGUCAAGACAAACUGCGUAGAUCUUUGCUGCUUUUUGAGGCUGGUGGCAGAAUCCCAACUUUUCUCUCUAGAGCUGGAUUUGCAGCCACUGUAAAAUACAAGGGAACUUGUGAAACAGUUUUUGCAACAAAUGAACUUUGCUCCACAUACCUUUAUCCUGGUGCCCUGAUGUUUAUACUUUGUGGAAUAUAACUUGUCUCUCGUUAUGCAAAUAAUACCUUGGAACGGGGACGUAACUUAAAUCUCCUCUCACGCUCACAGCAUAACCACGUUAUAAUGUUAUUUUAGGAAGCUCUUAUUAAAGUGGCAGUUAAUUCCAUGUGUAAAGCCAAGCAAAAUAAUCAACAAUUUACCAGCAGAGCUCAGGUUUAUCCUGGGUUCUACUUUUCAAGGGAUAUUUAGCAAUCUAUAACCUGGUUGAAGGGACGCAGGUGGCGCUGUGGGUUAAACCACAGAGCCUAGGACUUGCUGAUCAGAAGGUCGGCGGUUCGAAUCCCCACAACAGGGUGAGCUCCCAUUGCUCGGUCCCUGCUCCUGCCAACCUAGCAGUUCAAAAGCAUGUCAAAGUGCAAGUAGAUAAAUAGGGACCGCUCUGGUGGGAAGGUAAACAGUGUUUCCGUGUGCUGCUCUGGUUCGCCAGAAGCAGCUUAGUCAUGCUGGCCACAUGACCCGAAAGCUGUCUGCGGACAAAUGCCGGCUCCCUUGGCCUAUAGAGCGAGAUGAGCGUGCAACCCCAGAGUCGGUCACGACUGGACCUAAUGGUUGUAAAUAGACACCCACCUCACCUGGCUGCUGGCUUAAAUCGGGGUUGCAAAACCCGUGACCCUCCAAAUGUUGCUAGACUCCAACUCCUAUCAGCCCCAGCCCAGCAUAUCCAAUGGCCAGGGCAUGAUGGGAGUUGUAGUUCAGCAGCAGUAUAAAUGAUCUGACAUGAAGUGACAUGUCUGCUGCGUUUAAUUCUCUCCCCUCUCCACCGAAUUUUGCAAGUGUAUGUAGGUGGAGUUCUUGUUUAUUCUAAUGCAACCUGGUUUCUGUGACUGGCUGCUGGCAGCCUCAAGUCAGCACAGAUUUGUGGGAGUUUGCACAACUGCUUAGUUUCUCUCUUCUUUCUUGAUGGAUGACUUGGUUUCCGCCAGCUCCUGUUUGGAGAAGCAGCAACAUGAAUGACAGCAGAUAACCAUUAAGUUAAAUGAACUGGCGGAUUCUGUGCAUUUAUGGGCACCAUGCCCUUCUCCAGUCUUUCAGUGAAAACCAGGAAUAUCAUACAUAUUCCAACAAUUCUCCAAUGAAAAUAGGGACGUCCCAUUCCAUAAUGAUAAUAUUACUUUUUUUUAGUUUUUAUUAGGUUUUAUUAAGAGUUUCAACAUAACAAAUUAUUAAAACAAAUCAUCUUCAUUAUUUUUCUCCCCUUUUUUUCCUCCCCCUUCCCAAAAAACCCUCCCCCUCCCCCCAAGACUUCCCUCAGUUCCUCGAUCUGAUUUCUCAAUACAUGUUAUUCUCUGCAUAUUGUAAAAUUAUAUAAAUCCUAAAAUUAUCUGUCUGUUAUGUUAACAAUCAAUAAAUUUGUGUAUGUUUAUUCAAAACCUGCCAAGGAGCCCAAUUUAUUUUGUUGUCUUUUUAAGUAGUUUGUAAAAAGUUCCCAUUCUUCUUUGAAGUCACAGUUGUCCUUAUCUCGCAGUUUGUAUGUCAGUUUCGCCAGUUCUGCAUAGUACGAUAAUAUUAGUAUUUAUACCCCACACAUCUUACUGGGUUGCCCCAGCCACUCUGGGCAGUGUCCAACAUAGAUAUAAAAACAUAGUUGUAAUGGAUUUAGGGGUUGCUCGUGCGUAAGUUGCCGCCGCUCCUGGCUAGGUUACCUGGUUGAACCCUUUCUGACUGAACAGCCUCUAGCAUCGUGACUGUCUCAGUCGCUGGCAGAAUCCGUCAGUGGGCGUUUCUUAAACUUCUUCCAGCACAAAAGUUCUUUGACGCCUAGUCUCCACCUAGUCUCCCUGCACGGAAGCCUUCUGCGCAGGGAGGGUGUGGGCAGCGGAGGACCCGUACUCUCUCCGCUGGUCUCCGGCGAGGAGUCUUGGAGCCUCCUCUCCGAUUCCUCCAUCUGCCCCCCUUCUCUACUGGUGUUACGCUGAUUUCCUUCCCCAGCGGACGGGCUGCCUCUCUCCCUACUGGGACCCUCUCCGGCAUCCCUCUGGAGCCUUCCCUCCGCCUCUAGCUCCGAUGGCAGUUCCCUGACAAUAGUAAAAUAUUAAACAUUAAAAAAACACCUUCCCUAUACAGGAUUGCUUCGGGAGUCAAAUAACUCCACACCCUCCAACAUUUCUCCAAUGAAAAUAGCAACAUCCUAAGUAAAAACAGGGAUGCGGGUUACACCACAGAGCCUAGGGCUUGCCGAUCAGAAGGUUGGUCUCCCGUUGUUCAGUCCCUGCUCCUGCCAACCUAGCAGUUUGAAAGCACGUCAAAGUGCAAGCAGAUAAAUAGGUACCGCUCCAGCGGGAAGGUAAACGGCAUUUCCGUGCGCUGCUCUGGUUUGCCAGAAGCGACUUAGUCAUUCUGGCCACAUGACCUGGAAGCUGUACGCCGGCUCCCUCGGCCAAUAAAGCGAGAUGAGCGCCGCAACCCCAGAGUCGGUCACAAAUGGACCUAAUGGUCAGGGGGUCCCUUUACCUUUAAGUAAAAACAGGACAUUCUUGGAGGGUCUGGGAUGUUUCCUCUGUUAGUUUGCAGUGGUCUGGAACCCUGAGAAAAACACAUGCUUAACCAGCCCCCCCCCCUGUGAGGGUUUCCUUUCCAAAAUAUGCCCUCCACCAAGAUGCACCAAACUGCUAAUUCUCUUGCUAUGCUUCUCUAGUUUUAUUAUUAUUAUAGCUUCCCUGUGUUCCUAAUGCUCAUGGAACCUUCUAAUUUGGAGAUUUAAGUAAAUGUAUAAUUAUAAGUAAAUUAAGUAAAUUAAGUAAAUGUAUAAGUAAAUGCACUUGGCAGAGGUGUUCAGGCUGACACUGAAACAGUUUUGAAGAUUGUGUUACGAAAAGACUGCAGAGGCACUUUGCAAGUUAAGAAGCACCAAAACAAGUGCUGAGCCCAGUGAUGUGAGAGAUGCGCCAAAGGUAGGCAAGAAAUAAGGCAGGGAAUAAAGAGAGGGAACACCUUCUAAGGUGUACUGGAAAUAUUCGGAGGUGUGUGUGUGGAAAGAUGCCCUGCUGUUUCUAUACUUCCGUUUUUAUAUUUCCAAAGGGAUUUUUGAGAGAACUGUCUGUUAAAACUGAUGAACUGGUUUACAAUUUAUGUAAGAACUGCAAUUUUUAGAAAACGUAGUGAAUGUGUAAUCUGACUAUAUGCAGGUUAUUCCAGAUUUGUACAAAUAAGGCCUUGGUCUUUGGCAUCUGAGAUGCAUGUUUUUAGGACCCGUCCUAUUCCUGCGACUGUAAUUUGUUUUAAAAUGUUUUUAAUACUGAAAUUUAAACUUACACAGGACCUGAUGGUGAAGGGACUAAUGCAUCGAAUAAAUAACAAUAAAAGUUAAACUUGCUCCAAUUUUUAACAUGGCGUGGCCCCAUCUUGUAUUUGCAGUGACUUCCAAGAUAUUUCAGCCAUGAGCAACCCAUUUGCGCAUCUUGGGGAACCGCUGGACCCAAGCCAAGCGACAAAAAAAUUCUUCAAUUUGAACCGACUCGGAGACCCAAGAUAUGGUACGUUGGUUACAUUCAGAGGGAGUUGCUCCCUGUAAGAAAGUUGGUUGGUAGCUGCAGCUUUUGAGGCAGUUCACAUAUGCACACACAUCACUUGAUUGCUUGCACUUAUGCUUUGGACGAGACAUAUCAUAUGCUUUGCAAACAGAAGGUUUCUGGUUCCAGUCCCUGGUAUCUCUGGUUAGGAGGCUGUCUGGUAGUGGGACUGGCAGGGCUGUCUUUAGCAGAUGCGGUGCCAGGGUGCAAAUAUCCACCCAGUGCCCCCAAAUUACCACGGAUAGUGUUGGGGGGGCGCAAGUCUCCUCCAUGCCGCUGCGGGAGAGUGAUCCCUGCAGAGGCUUGGGAGGGCUGCCUCCCAAGCCAUCCACGGGAGGCAGCGAGCUUCCUCCCCAUGCCGCUGCGGGAGAGCGAUCCCCGCAGAGGUUUGGGAGGGAAGCUGCACGCCUGCCAGACAUAUGGUUGACAGGGUGCAGCUGGUGGGCGUGCAGGGAAAGAGGAGGCCGCCAGCAAAGCCGCCCAACUCCCCCACUUGCUGGGACGCCCUGGCGCGAUGCACCACUAAGCCCCAUGGGAAAGACGGCUCUGGGGACUAGGCUUGGAGAGCUGCCACUCUCUAGCUCGCUUGUGGAGCACCUGCUUUGCAUGGAGAAGGUUCCAGGUCCAAACCCAGGUAUCUCCAAAUAGGACUGGGAGAGACCCCUGUCUGAAAUCCCGGAGCGCUGCUAAUCUGAUUGGGUUAGAUGGACCCAGUGGUCUAAUUUAGUGCAAAGUAGCUUCCUAUGUUCUUCACAUGUGUGCAGAAGUUGCAUAUAAUAUGGCUGCAUGGGUAUUUUUUUUUUAAGUACAGUCGUACCUUCACUGUCGAACGGAAUCCGUUCCGGAAGUCCGUUCAACUUCCAAAAAUGUUCGACAAUGAAGGCAUGGCUUCCGAUUGGCUGCAGGAGCUUCCUGCAUGCAAUUGGAAGCCGCGGAAACCACGUCAGACGUUCGGCUUCCAAAGAACGUUCACAAACAGGAACAUUCACUUCCGGGUUUGUGGCCUUCGGGAGCCAAAAUGUUCGACUCCCAAGGCAUUCGGCUUCCAAGUUAUGACUGUAAAUGUGCAUUUGUUUGUAUUUAUAGUUAAAAAUAAUUCUACAUAGCUUUUCAUCCAGAAUCUCAAAGUGGCUUAUGAAGAAAGAAAGAAAGAAAGAAAGAAAGAAGGAAAUCUCCAUAAUGGUGGUCUGUGUAGUAUUAAAGGGAGAAAUGUGUCUCUGAAUGUGUAGCUACCAUGCACCAAGGAACUGUGGUUAGUUGUUACUUAGAAGUUUUGAGCUACAACUUCUGCCCACCAAUGGAAUGGAAUCUUCUUUUCGCUAUAUUACAAUUUAAUCUCCUUACGUUUGUACCAUAUAGCUUUAGUCUCCACAUGCUUCUAACAGAGGUGCUUUCCUUCCCAGAACGUUUGCCGUUCUCUAUCAGAGUGUUGCUGGAGGCCUCAGUCCGCAACUGUGACGAGUUCCUGGUAAAGAAGGGAGAUGUUGAAAACAUCCUAAACUGGAACGUGAUGCAACACAAGAACAUCGAAGUGCCAUUUAAACCUGCCCGAGUUAUUCUACAAGACUUCACGUGAGUUGUAUUGUGUUCCCCCCGCCCCCCAUUUUUGUUUUAAUCUAAGGUGUUGCCACAGUUUAGGAGCAGAGUCAUUUUCUAGAGAGAUAAGGGUCAUUUGGGAGAAGUACAUCUGAGAGAAUUUUAGUACAGCAAAUUAGAGUGAGUUUUGCAACCCUCAUAGCAUUAGGGGGGGCUGGAGGCUGCAAGAAGAUCAAACCGAUCCAUUCUGAAGGAAAUCAGCCCUGAGUGCUCACUGGAAGGACAGAUUCAGAAGCUGAGGCUCCAAAACUUUGGCCACCUCGUGAGAAGAGAAGACUCCCUGGAAAAGACCCUGAUGUUGAGAAAGAUGGAGGGCACAAGGAGAAGGGGACGACAGAGGACAAGAUGGUUGGACAGUGUUCUCAAAGCUACCAGCAUAAGUUUGCCCAAACUGCGGGAGGCAGUGGAAGACAGGAGUGCCUGACGUGCUCUUGUCCAUGGGGUCACGAAGAGUCGGACACGACUGAACGACUAAUCAACAACAACGACAAUAGCAUUAGGGGGUAUAUCCAAAGAAAUUGUCCCAUUAGCAGAAGGAGGUCUACCUGUGCAACAGGAAUUCUUCUCCCUGUACCCCCUCAGAUCUGUUCUAGGGGUUCCCCCCAACCUUCUGGAGCGGAUUUGGAAGAGAGGAAUGGGGCAUGUGAGGAGAGGGAGAGGAAGCCCUAUUGUCCAGGCAGAAGCCAUUGCGCUAACAGGACAACUUCAUUGGAUACAACCCUAGGCUGUCCCUGGAACAAUGUUCUUCUCAGCACAUGAGCAGUACUCCAGCAGCACAUAAUGAGAAUGUUGUGCAAGUGCUAUUGGUGUGCGCAGAUUGGAUUUUCAGCAAGGUGCGCCAAAUGGAUGUAAUAAGAAAAGUUGUGUCGACCAAUGCGCAUAUCACUCAGUGCUUGCUGGCAACAGCCAUGUGGCCUCCUAGGAAGGCAGCGCUUAUGCCUGUCAGAGCAGGAGCUCUGCACAAAUGGACUUGAAUGUUGUUCAGGCAGUAGCUGUUCACUGAUGGCUGUCAUCUGACCUGGCCCUAGGAAAGCUUUUUUCAAAAGAAGCAACCAGUGAAAAGCGGUACAUUUCUCCUUGCUUGUAGAGCAGUGUUCUCUUAAGUGGGGAGUUGGAAUGCAAGCUUAAUCUAGAUCUCAGACUAAGGUGGAGCCCACAGUUGGUUCCACCAGCACCAUGACUGUGCAGGAGUCUCCAGCAAGCCUCCUGCCAUCCUUUUGUGCAUCAAAAUUGUGGCUGGGAAGGGAAUUGUCUCUGACCUUGUGCAGAGGCACAAUGUGGAAGGCAGAGAUAAGAGGAAGUUUAAAGUCCUGACAGCUGCAAGUUUUGGCAUGGUGACCAAGCCUAGUCAAAAAUUACAGACUGCUGAAUUUCAGCAAACUUUCCUUUAGACACACACCUUUCCUUUCCCGCCUGGUUCUCAGGUCUCUUUCAAUGAUUAACAUUAAUUGUAUUCCUUAGUGACCUUCGUACUGAGGUACAUACUGCAGACUGGGAUUAUGAAGAGAGAGAAGGAAAAGACAGAGAGAGAUUACCGUAUUUUUUGCUCUAUAAGACUCACUUUUUCCCUCCUAAAAAGUAAGGGGAAAUGUGUGUGCAUCUUAUGGAGCGAAUGCAGGCUGCGCAGCUAUCCCAGAAGCCAGAACAGCAAGAGGGAUUGCUGCUUUCACUGCGCAGCGAUCCCUCUUGCUGUUCUGGCUUCUGAGAUUCAGAAUAUUUUUUUCUUGUUUUCCUCCUCCAAAAACUAGGUGCGUCUUGUGGUCUGGUGCGUCUUAUAGAGUGAAAAAUACGGUACAUUUUGUGCAGAAUCUGUUUGUUGUAAGAAAAGAGAGGCUGUUGCACUUGUGCGCACACACAAACACACAAUGAAAAACAAAAUUUAGUCCAGAAAUCCUAUUGCAGGCUUUCCCAAACUUGAAUUUCCAGCUGUUUUUAUACUACAGUUCCCAUCAUCCCUGACCACUGGUAUUGUUAGCCAGGGAUGAUGGGAGUUGUAGUCCAAAAACAGCUGGAGACCCAAGUUUGGGAAACCCUGUCCUAGAGGAAGCAGUAAAGCAUAAUAAUGAACCCCAGUUAUUGUUGUUGUUGUUCUAGAAAACAGUGGUCCUGAGAUUACCGCAUUUUUCGCUCUAUAACACGCACCCGACCAUAACACGCACGUAGUUUUUAGAGGAGGAAAAUCUGUAGGCAUGCCACCCGUAGGCAUUCCCUCCAUAACACGCACAGACAUUUCCCCUUACUUUUUAGGAGGAAAAAAGUGAGUGUUAUGGUGCAAACAAUACGGUAUAUGUAUUACUAAUUUUACUUUGAUACCUGUUCUUGAUCCUCUUUCUUAAUUUUAAUGAGAUUUAAGCUUGUGAGCUGUUUUUGUUUAAAGACACUUCUUUGCAUCCAGCAAACACUCCUGUCCUUUUUGAACCUGCACCUUCCAACAUAGUAACUAGGAAGGUUUGCAGUAAAUGACUAGGGGAUUGUGAUACAAGUUUUAAAAUGCAAGCCUGUUCUGCAACAAUUGUGGGCCCAUGUUUAGUUAUCUGAAAAAUGGAAAGUGAGCAAGGUCCCAAUCAAAGAGGACCGGCAACUUAAAUUGACAGAAUAUGCACAACUUGCAGAUUUAACAUAUAGAGCAAGAAGAACAUAAAGUACAUUUAAAGAAGAUUGGAAAACAAUUAUUGAAUAUAUGGAAAAUAACUGUAUACAGCUGAAAGUGCUGGCAGCAUUAAGAUAAAUUCAACAGAAUAUAAUUUUUUUAUGGAUAUAAGAGUGGGAAACUGAUUUGAAUUAUUACACUAAAAUGUGCAGGGAUGUAUGAUAUUUAAAAUGAACCAUGGAAAGAGAAGAAGGGAAGUCAUUGGAUAUUUUAAAGUUUGUAAAAUGUUUAUUUGAAAUUGUAAAACUGAAAAUUUAAUAAAAAAUUAAUUUGUAUACACACACACACACUAUAUAUAUAUAUAUAUAUAUAUAUAUAUAUAUAUAUAUAUAUAAAUGCAAACCUGAAGUUAGCCAAUCUGUUCCUUGGUAUGGCAAUCUGUUCUCUCCCAAACUGGGUUUGCAACAGACUGUAUUGAGUUAGAAAGAUAAACAGACGCACAGAUACGUCAUUUGAAUUGAGAGUGUUUGUUCUUGGAACCAGAGGUUCAAAGAUUGCAGGGAAGGUUGCCAGUGUCACUGUGGUCAAGGCGUCCAUUUCAGAUUCAACCUGUAUUUCCAAAGCAAUGCUUAAAAUCAGGGCUGGAGGUUUCUUUGUUUUGCAUUUUCAUAUAUAUGUAUAUAUAUAUAUGUAUAUAAAGGUAAAGGGACCCCUGACCAUUAGGUUCAGUCGUGACCGACUCUAGGGUUGCGGCGCUCAUCUCGCUUUAUUGGCCAAGGGAGCCGGCAUACAGCUUCCGGGUCAUGGGGCCAGCAUGACUAAGCUGCUUCUGGCGAACCAGAGCGGUGCAUGGAAACGCCGUUUACCUUCCCUCUGGAGUGGUACCUAUUUAUCUACUUGCACUUUGACGUGCUUUCAAACUGCUAGGUUGGCAGGGACUGAGCAACGGGAGCUCACCCCGUCACGGGGAUUCGAACCGCUGACCUUCUGAUCAGCAAGUCCUAGGCUCUGUGGUUUAAUCCACAGAGCCACCCGCGUUCAUAUAUAUAUAUAUAUAUAUAUAUAUAUAUAUAUAUGUAUGCAAUUUGCAUGUAUACCUGCAACGGUGAGAUUGUGUUAUUGUAGUUUGUGCAUUCUUUCCAUAUGGAGUUCCAGAAUACGUGUGACCCAGUAUGCAUGGAAAUUCCUCCCUUUCAGAUAUUUGUGCUACACAUGCAGACUCCCAAGGAGAGGAACUGCUCAGCACAGCCCGUAUCCUGCUCACAUGAUCUUAACCAUGUGAAAAUGGCUCAAAUAGGGCUGAGCCCCCUGGAACCACACACAUUCCCAAGCAUGGUUUGCCGUGAUGAAGGCUUCCCAAAAUAGUGGUCCCUGUUUGUUUUCCACCAAAGACCUUCUGAGUAGGUCUGUCCUGGGUAAAAAAAAAGGGUGGGUUGGGUUGGGGAAUGCAUUGCAUUGCUAGAACAUAGGUAGAGUAGACUAGCAGAACUACUGGUUUGUGUUCCAAGUCUGACUUAGCUUGUUGUGUGGUCUCAAGGAAACUCAUAAUGAGCUUUUUGAAAUGAUUCCAGGGCUACUUUAUCUAAUCCGAAAUAGAUGUUUGGUAGACAUGCCAAACAUCCCAUGCAAAAGUUUUCAUUUAAUUGUUGCUUGUACCCCUCUAACAACGAAUGUAGGACUAACUCAUCAAACAACGGAAUUGUUAGCAGCUUCUUUUAGAAGCUGUAAUAAUGGCACAGUGAUCUUCUAAAAUAAAUGGCAGCAACUGUUCUUGUAGCGUUUGGGUGAGUAUAUAAUACUCUCUCCUAACUUUAGUCAAGGAAAGGAUUCAUGUGCAUAAUUGGCCGUGGUAGAACUCAAAACCUGUGAUCUGUUGGAGUGACUUUCUGAUACGCUGUCAUAAAACAGCUUCCUGAGGAAAUAGAUCUGAAGGCCGGUGGUUCGAAUCCCCGCAACGGGGUGAGCUCCUGUUGUUCGGGCCCUGCUCCUGCCAACCUAGCAGUUCGAAAGCACAUCAAAGUGCAAGUACAUAAAUAGGUACGGCUCCGGCAGGAAGGUAAACGGUGUUUCUGUGCGCUGCUCUGGUUCGCCAGAAGCUGCUUAGUCUUGCUGGCCACUUGACCCAGAAGCUGUCUGCGGACAGACGCCAGCUUCCUCGGCCAAUAAAGUGAAAUGAGCACCGCAACCCCAGAGUCGGUCACGACUGGACCUAAUGGUCAGGGGUCCCUUUAUCUUUACCUUUACUAUCUGGUUUAUUUUCCAUACUGGACUAGAACUUUUCUUCACCCUAGUUUGACCUUUUUACCAUGAACUCAUUUUGUGAUCUGCAUCUCCAGAAUUUCACCACUACAAGCCUGCUGAGAGAUGCAAAGUCCAAAAUGAAGUAUCCUUCAGGAGAAUCACAAAAGGGCUUAGAUCUUUUUGUGCCACUGCCUGGGAUGAAGACUCGGUUUGGCAUGAGGGAGAGCAUGGGAAUGAGGACGGUGGCCAGGAGCUUGUGUUGAGCCAGCUUGGGAAUCAGUGGCAGCUAUAGAAAUUGAUUUUGAGGCUAUCUGGUUGCCUCUUCUGACCACCUUCCUCAUUCCUGUGCUCCUCCUCCUACCAGACUGACUCGUCAUCCUAAUUGGCAGAGCAUUUGGGGGCAUAAGCAGCAUAGGCAUAAGCAAUGGAUUCCCAAGCUGGUUGGGUAGGAGGAAGAUGAUUGGUGGUAGUGUCAGCCAACCUGGGGAUCUAGAUUACAGAGACGGGGAGCUGGCAUGCUGCAGGGGCAGCUAAAACAUGUUCUUUCUGUCCUCCACUGCUUGACUGGACUGCCUAUCCAUCACCUCUCGUUGCUCAGUAGUUUGAAGUGCCACCUCUUUGUGGUCCAGCACAGCUGACAGGGGCUGGACUGAGGAGGGAUGGUGGGAACAGCCUCUCCUCUCUCUGCAGCUUCCCAAGAAGAGGAGGACAGUAUAGAUUUAGAACAGCGGUUUGCAGAAAGGCAUAGUUCAGAGGCAAGAAGCUGGGGAAAAUAGGGGUUUGCUUCCCCACUCCUCCACACGCAGCUGCUGGGUGACCUUGGGCUAGUCACACUUCUCUGAAGUCUCUCAGCCCCACUCACCUCACAGAGUGUUUGUUGUGGGGGAGGAAGGGAAAGGAGAUUGUUAGCCGCUUUGAGACUCCUUCGGGUAGAGAUAAAGCAGGAUAUCAAAUCCAAACUACUACUACUACUACUACUACUACUACUACUCUUCUUCUUCUUCUUCUUCUUCUUCUUCUUCUUCUUCUUCUUCUUCUUCUUCCUCUCCUCCUCCUCCUCCUCCUCCUCCUCCUCCUCCUCCUCCUCCUUAGCAUCCCUGGCCCCCCUCUCCCAGAUCCAGGCGUGCCUUGAGAGUAGCAGAACAGAAAACUCAGAGGCAGAAAGCACAGAUCAGCCGGUGCAGGGGUGACAUAGAAUAGGAGGGUCUGAGAGGGUGGGACUUGGAGCAACACCAUUAUCUAAGAGAGAUUACAUUCCUUUGUCUUGGUAAGAACUCUUCUUGGUUUUCUGCUUCUUGGCAUCCCACCGUGGGAGGGAUAGGAUUCCCUGAAGCCCUGACAACAGCAUGAUGGCAUGCUUGCAUUUUUAUGCAACAUGGAAAAUACAUUGUUAAGGCCACAGGCUCAAAUUUCGGGUCACAUUUUUUAAGAUGUGUCCUUCGUUUUGAAGAAAAACAACAACAACAUUGGGGACCUGAUCCAGAACCUCCUCCCAGUCGAGAUCAGGGUGCUGCACCAGUUUCUUGCUUCCACUUGCCCCAGAAAGUGAUGUUUACUGCAAGCACCACCUGUAAUUUGAGGUGGUGGUUACAGUGCUACCAUGUUGAGUGCUGGCAAUGGAUCUGCUGAACAGUGAAAGUUAUACAUUUAAACUUGCAUUCUUGAGCAGAUAAGUUGCCGUGCCCCAACCAUUGGGAAACCACAUAUAAUCAGUAUGUGCAUUUUAGAGCAGAGUUCAGAGGUCUGGUGCCAACCAUAGUUUGCCAAUUUAGGUAUCGCAGUAAAUUUUGCUUAGCAUUAACCUUCGAACUGAAAGUGAAACUGCAAGGGAGGAGGGAGGAGGGAGAAUAUGAGCACAUAGCUUAUUUGUUUGGUAAAUUAUCCAUAGUGAGUUAGGCUGAAUCGACACUUAUAUAAAAAGCACUGUGAAAAUCCUUUAAAAAAAUGCGUUUAAAAAUAUAUAUGGAAUUUACCAUUAGCUCACCAGCACCAUCUAAUGUCACAUUUGUAUAAUGCACCUAAAACGUUAUAUUUGUAGCUUUAUAGCUGAGUCUCCAGUUUAAUUCAAGUGUCCUUUUCAUAGAAUUAGAGAACUGUAGGAUUGGAAGGGACCCCCGAAGGUCAUUUAGGAAUCUCAGCUCAAAAAUCCCAUUUGUUGUUGCUGUUGUUGUUGUUUUGCAGCUCUGGACCUCUGUACGUUGUUGCCUUUUAAUAUUUUUUCUUUCUUUGUGUGUGCUUGGCUUUAAGAUCUCAUUUGCAAAACAGCAUGUCAGGGAACUGACAUCGGAGCUAGAGGUGGAGGGAAGGCUCUCAAAUGAUGCUGGAGAAGGGCCCAGCAGGGAGAGAGGCAGCUCAGCAGAUGGGGAAGCAAUGCAGCGCAACACCAGGAAUAAAGAGGGGCAGAUGGGGGAAUCGGCGAGAGGGCUCCCAGACUCUUCACCGGACACCAGCGGGGAGAGCACAGGUCCUCCGCUACCCACGCCCUCCCUGCGCAGAAGACUUCCGCGCAGAGAGAGUAGGAGGAGACUGGGUGUCAAACAACUUUUAUGUUGGAAAAGGUUUAAGAAACGCCCACUGACGGAUUCUGCUAGCGACUGAGGCAGCCACAAAGUGAAGGGCUGUCCAGACUGAAAGGUUUAACAAGGCAACAAAGCCAGGAGAGGCGGCAACUUACGCACGAGCAACCCAUACUCUUUACACAGCACAACACCUGGGCUGCUAAUUUAUAUACACUUUCUUCCUUUCCCUUCAUUCUUCCGUUGCAGCGGUGUCCCAGCAGUGGUGGAUUUUGCUGCUAUGCGUGAUGCUGUGAAGGCCCUGGACGGAGACCCGGAAAAAAUCAACCCCAUCUGCCCUGCUGAUUUAGUAAUUGAUCAUUCUAUCCAGGUUGACUUUAAUAAAAGGUAAGGUAUGGCAACGGAGUUUAUGUCCAGCAGGAUUUUUUUUUUUUUUUAAAGGGGGGUAGGGGAUGGGGAAAACAAGAAACAGAUGCAGAAACCCAACAGAGAGUUAGGCACAGGACAUUUUCAAAGCACUGAACCAAUUUUGACAGCUCAACAUAAGAAGAAGAUAUGUUAUCCCCGUCCCCACGUCCCCUGCUGCUGAUAUAAUUAAUGUUUUAGAACCCUUUCCACCCCUCUUACAUUCAGGCUAGACCCUGUCAAAAAUGCCUACAUUCAGCAUGGAAUUAGCACUUGAGCCAGACAGUAGGAAUUACUGCAAAAGCUCCUUAAGCUCUCUUCACCGCUUGUUUCUAGCUCCCUGGUGCAAGGUAAUUAAAGAGCAUAAAACAGCUGAGCUCAAUAAAUAACAAACGUUCCUUUGUUUCUUGCUCUCCCUCACAUUUUUUUUGCCCACACACGUUGGACCUUGCGAAGCAUCCUCUUAAAGGUGUACCGCUCCGGUAACCCACAUAUUUUGUUUGCAGGCCAGACAGUUUGCAGAAGAAUCAAGAUCUGGAGUUUGAGAGGAACAAAGAAAGAUUUGAGUUCUUGAAGGUACAGCAAAAGAUUCCCCAUUUGUGCAUGAAUGGGGGAAAGCAGAGCUUGGCUCUGGUACAGGGAUUGGGGAGCCCUGUGGUCUCCACAUGCUGCUAGACUCCAACUCCCAUUAGCCUCAGCCAGCAUGGCCAGUGGUCAGGGUGAUGGGAGAUGAAGUCCAGCAGCUUCUUGAGAGUCGCAGAUUCCCUUCCCCUUCCCUAGUGGUCACCAGGGAAAAGAGCAUGUCACAGGCUGGGCUGACUGCUGACAGUCCGUGCGGUUUAGGAAGUGAAAAUGGCUACACUUCUGUCUUGGAAGAUGCAACUGGGCAAGGAAGAAGCCUAAUCCUGUAAAGACCUUGGCCCCAUAGAAGAAGGGACCAAACAACUGGGGUUGGGGGAGAAACGAGCAAGUGUUCCCUGAUCACCAAUUUAGAGUUGUUAUUGUUUUUGCCUUGACCAAUGUUGCCAAGUUUAUCUUCUAAACAUGUGUGGAAGCACAAGGGAUCAGAUUUUUGACUUUGCAGUUUCUGGGGCUGGCUUUUGAGCCCAGCAUCCAUCCACAACAAGGCUGACUUGGGUGGCUUUCAUUUUGCUGCCUUGAUUUUACAGUUUUUACAUGCUGCUUUCAAAAAUAGUGGGGCCCUAUAGUCGGUGGUUCAAAUCCCCGUGACGGGGUGAGCUCCCGUUGCUCGGUCCCUGCUCCUGCCAACCUAGCAGUUCGAAAGCACACCAGUGCAAGUAGAUAAAUAGGUACCACUCUGGCGGGAAGGUAAAUGGCGUUUCCGUGCAUUGCUCUGAUUCGCCAGAAGCGGCUUAGUCAUGCUGGCCACAUGACCCGGAAGCUGUACACCGGCUCCCUCGGCCAAUAAAGCGAGAUGAGCUCCGCAACCCCAGAGUUGGCCACGACUAGACCUAAUGGUCAGGGGCCCCUUUACCUUUACCUUUAGCAGCUUGUGAGGUGGGGCCUGGGACAGAAUCUUCUGCUUAGUGAUCUUCCAAACACCCCCACCGCCAGUACCAGAUAACAGGUUUUUUUAUGCUCGGACACACACAAUGCUGCCAAGAUCAUUCUUUGACUAUGUCUAAGAGAGAGCGCCUCUUCCGUUUUGUGUUUCCAGUGGGGCUCCCAAGCCUUCCAGAACAUGAGGAUUAUUCCCCCGGGCUCUGGGAUUGUCCAUCAAGUGAAUCUGGAGUAUUUGGCAAGAGUUGUCUUUGAUCAGAGUGGAUACUAUUAUCCAGACAGCGUGGUGGGCACCGAUUCACAUACCACGAUGAUUAAUGGCUUAGGCGUCCUUGGCUGGGGUAAGUGCCCUUGAACUUGAUUGACCUAUUCAGUGGUUUGGGUUUAUGUUGAGUUGCAGGUAAACAAAGUUCUGCUUCUCUCUCCCUUCCCCGCCCCAAAUAAAUGAUCGUUAGAACUUGUUGAAAAACGUUUGAAAAGGACUGCUGCAAAAAGGCCCAGGCGAAGAUGGGGACAUUUGGACCAACUUUUGCAUUUAAAAACACCGAACCGCAUUUCUCUUAACUACAUUUAAAGCAAUUACAUGUUCCCUCCGUACAAAUCUAUGCACAACGUUAGCAGCAGAGACCUCCCCAAAGAUUAAAUCCACGGAAGAUUAAAAUCCAAUUGAAAACCCACCUAAUACCAGUCUAAUCCCUACCAUUUAAGGAGAACCCAAACAGCGAAGUUAAUGUUUCUGAGGAAUGUUCAGACUUGGUGCUGGCCAAAGGUUUGACUCUCUUUCCAGUUCCAGAUGGGGGUUUGCGGUGCUUGUGUUUCCCCUGAAGGUGUAAAAGGAUUGUCUGAUCAGCUGAUAAAUUGUCUACAUGCAGACAAUGCAACCGCAUAAACCUUUUUAAGACUUUGCAGUUUUGCUUUAGGUAAAUUCAGUGCAAAGCAGGAGCUGUUUGCUGUGGAAUAUAAUAAGUAUAUCCACAAGCACUUCAUCCAUCCUGAUCGUAUGGCAAUGUUGGCAGCAAUCCUAGACAGCCCUAUCUUCUCUGUUCCAUUGGAAUUUUCUUUCUCUCUGCCUUGAAGCUUUACCGUCUUUUUUGCUCUAUAAGACUCACUUUUUCCCUCCUAAAAAGUAAAGGGAAAUGUGUGUGCAUCUUAUGGAGCGAAUGCAGGCUGCGCAGCUAUCCCAGAAGCCAGAACAGCAAGAGGGAUUGCUGCUUUCACUGCAUAGCAAUCCCUCUUGCUGUUCUGGCUUCUGAGAUUCAGAAUAUAUUUUUUUUCUUGUUUUCCUCCUCCAAAAACUAGUCUUGUGGUCUGGUGCAUCUUAUAGAGCGAAAAAUACGAUAUAUCCUUCUUGUUUGUCAUCAGGCAGCGAGACAGUUGCAUUUAAUGCUGUCUUUGUCCUUGUUGGCAGGCGUGGGGGGAAUUGAAGCAGAAGCAGUGAUGCUGGGCCAGCCAAUCAGCAUGGUGCUUCCUGAGGUGAUCGGCUACAAAUUGAUAGGUAGCCCUCAACCACUUGUCACAUCCACUGACAUUGUGCUCACCGUUACCAAGGUAAUCACAUGGUGUGACACCACGAUGGCCAAAACCACUGUUGUCCAUUUUCUAGGGAUUUGAUCUUCCCUUAAUUCCAGAAACAUGUCUAUCAUAGAUGGGGGGCAGGGGAGCAGAGAGGGUGCCAUUACUUCCGUAGUGGGCAGAAAAUAGAUCUGGAUCUACCAUUAGAUCUCUGGCUGAUUUGCAGUAGAUAGGCAAGGAUUUCUGACCCCCGUUUGUGUUUAACAAUGGCAGCAUGAAAAUUACGCUUCCCUCAAUUAUACUGAGAUAACCAGGAGUGAAUAUUUGUGUGGAAGGGUUAUGAGCUAUAAAGAGGUACCUCGGGUUACAUACGCUUCAGGUUACAUACGCUUCAGGUUACAGACUCCGCUAACCCAGAAAUAGUGCUUCAGGUUAAGAACUUUGCUUCAGGAUGAGAACAGAAAUCAUGCUCCGGUGGCGCGGCGGCAGCAGGAGGCCCCAUUAGCUAAAGUGGUGCUUCAGGUUAAGAACAGUUUCAGGUUAAGUAUGGACCUCUGGAACAAAUUAAGUACUUAACCCGAGGUACCACUGUAUUAAGUUCUGAUGCUCAGAGCUAAUUUCUGGGCUCAGAAUGCUUUGAUUUUAAGUCUUUCGCAUCAGGGUCUGGUUGGUAGAUCUCAUGUUUCCUACUAAAAAUUAAAAUAGAUCCUGCAAGCCUGAUGUCUAUGUACCAAUUUCAUCAAGUGGAGCAAACUGGCCUAAGAGCAUGAGCUAUGAGCCUGGAAACUCUCACCUCAUAUCUCCCCUUAUUCACAAAUUAACUCGGUGACUCAGCCUCUCCCAACCCUCAGUCUGCAGUACUGAGUUGAUGAUAAUUGAUCUACCUUAUGGAGCCAUUGUAGGGAUUACUGAGAUAAACUAACACAACGAUCGCUUGAAAAUUUUUAAGCGGUAGCCAGUGGAAAGCUGGCUAAGAUUGGGAUGCUGGCAGCUUUUGAGUUUGUGCUCUUUUAUUAGAACACAAUUUAUAUCAGACGGUUCUAAGUGCAGUUUUUAAUCUGUUACAGCACCUCCGCCAGGUUGGGGUUGUGGGUAAAUUUGUUGAGUUCUUUGGGCCUGGGGUGACUCAACUGUCCAUCGCUGAUCGAGCCACCAUUGCCAACAUGUGCCCGGAAUAUGGAGCAACUGCUGCCUUCUUCCCAGUUGAUGAAGUUAGCAUCAAGUACCUGCUUCAAACAGGUGAGUGUCAAACAGGUGACAAAAUUCAGGGGGACACCUGGACGCUUGAAAUAGAGAAAAUGGAUCUGCUGGGUUUACGAUAAGUUGGACUGAGUGCUUUUAACUCCAGCAUGUGCAAACUAGUGUCAAUAUCUGUGUGGCCCAUUCUGCAUAUAAUGACAAGCCGUGGUUUGCCAUUUUGAGAAGGAGCAGGCAACGAUGCUCCCCCCCCCCACCUUGCAUAUUACAGGAGGAAGUGAGAUGAAAAGCCUCCAGCUGAGGUUUGCAAUAAAACUGCAGUUUCCUGUUGGCACCCAUAUAAGGCAAACUGCGGCCGUAGUUUGUUGGUUAUCCUGAUUUGUGAACAAACUAUAGAUUGCACAAGCUACAGUUUGCCAUCUUUCAGAUGAGGUUUGUUAGAAAAGCUAAUUGAAAAAAUAUCUUGUUUCCUCUUCAUGCACAAAGAAGGGGAGCAGACAGUGUAUGAUACUUCCUUCUUCCAGUAACAGAAAAACUAUGGCUUGUUGAUACAUCUGAACUGGGUCAAUAUUUACUGCUUUUUGUGUCUUAGAAGAAAAUGAAAUAAUGGAGGGGUUUGUCCUUUAGUAUUGUUUAUGAUCUGAUUAGGUGAUUGAAAGUGGUUUAAUUCAUCACUUUGAAACCUCAGAUUUACACACAUUCAGAGAAAUACGAAAUGCACAUACAGUCGUACCUUGGAAGUUGAACAGAAUCUGUUCCAGAAGUCCGUUCGACUUCCAAAACGUUUGGAAACCAAAGUGCUGCUUCUGAUUGGCUGCAGGAAGUUCCUGCAGCCAAUCAGAAGUGGCGGAAGCCCUGUCAGACAUUCGGGUUCCAAAGAACGUUCGCAAACUUUCGGGUUCGGGAGCCAAAACAUCAGAGUACCAAGGCAUUCAGGAUCCAAGAUACGACUGUAUUAUCACCAUCAUUAUUAUUAUUAUAAUUUGUACACCGCCCUUCAUCUGUAGAUCUCAGGGUGGUUCACAGCAUAAAAUUAGGUCAUCAAAAAAACAAAAUAGGGAUAUGUGUUCAGAUCAUACCGUUUCCACUAUUUUUUAAAAAGGGAUUUCUUUGUUUGAUGAGGCAAAUAAUAUAACCUGUCUUGUAACCCUGAUUGAUCUAUUUUGAAGUCACCUUAAAAAAAUAAACAUAUGUGUUAUUUAAAUAAGAGCCUCUAAAGAAUCCAUAGCCCUAAUAUGUGACACUGAGGCAUCAAUAAAGGUAAAGUUAAAGGGACUCCUUUAGGUCCAGUCGCUUUAUUGGUCAAGGAAGCUGGCAUCAAUAAUCCUAUUAAAUCAUAGAUUUGGGAAUAUUUAGGACAUCUCUGCAUAUAAAGAGCAGAGUAAACAACAGGCAAGAUCCUCCGUCACAACCAUCCACUUCCAUUUUUAGUCAUGGCAAGAAUUUUGCAUACAAAAUGAAAUGCUGAUAUAGACAAUGAAAUGUUUUAUUUAUAAUUCCCAAUACUGUGCGUUCACUGGCAUUAUGAACUCGGCUCAGAAGCGGAUAUCUUUUUGUGUUCUUAUAUUGUUAACCACCCUGCAAUCCUCAGAUGACGGGGAGCAUACAAAUUUAAUAAGUAACAAUAUUAAUAAUCUUCUAUUCAAAUCCUACAUGGCGACCUAAACAUUCGGUUGUGGAAUUCUAAGUUGUUGUCUUUGUGCUUGUUUGAAAUGCUGCAACUUGAUUGGCUCUUUCCAUCUGCUUUAGGCCGUGAUGAAGAUAAGAUUAGGCACAUAAGAAAAUACCUUGAGGCUGCAGGAAUGUUUAGAGAUUUCAGUAACUCGUCGCAGGAUCCCGAUUUUACACAGGUGGGUUUGCUUGACUUGACACCUUCCUCAAAUGAGCAUUCAGGCCUUUUGCCUCUUAGUCUUAAUAAGGUCCUACCUACCACUUGUGAGACCUCACAAAGGCACUUUGAAUUUAGCCCAGAAACUAUUAGGUAGGCAGUGAAGUUGAGCCAGGAUUGGCGUUAUAUGCUCAAACUGUCUUGCCCCAAAGAGCAACAUGUCCUCUGAAUUCUGCACUGGCUGAAGUUUCCAAACUGUCUUCAGAGGCAGCCCCACAUACAAUGUGUUGCAGUAAUCUAACCUAGAGGUUACCAGAGCACAGACAACAGAAGUUAGGCUCUCUCUGUCCAGACAGGGUCGCAGCUGGGACACCAGCCAAAGCUGAUGGAAGGCACUCUGUACUAGGGCUGGGCGAUGAUAUAUCAAUAUAUCAUCCAAAACCGGUUUGAAGUCCGUAUCGUGAUAUCGUUUUCAUAAUUUUUGACCUGGCAAUAUAUCAUGAAUCAUGAUGUGUAUGAGUUUGCGUGUUAUGCAAAAAUCAUGAUGUGGGGAACCCAUUGAAGCCAGCAAACACCUCUACAUAAAAGGUAAAGGGACCCCUGACCAUUAGGUCCAUUCGCGGACGACUCUAGGGUUGCGGCGCUCAUCUCACUUUAUUGGCCGAGGGAGCCGGCGUACAGCUUCCGGGUCAUGUGGCCAGCAUGACUAAGCCGCUUCUGGGGAACCAGAGCAGCGCACAGAAAGGCUGUUUACCUUCCCGUCGGAGCGGUACCUAUUUAUCUACUUGUACUUUGAUGUGCUUUCGAACUGCUAGGUUGGCAGGAGCAGGGAUCAAGCAACGGGAGCUCACUCCGUUGCGGGGAUUCGAACCGCCAACUUUCUGAUCUGCAAUCCCUAGGCUCUGUGGUUUAACCCACAGCGGCACCCACGUCCCUUCUACAUAGCUCUACAUAGCUCCGUCCUUAUUUCAAUCAUCAUGAUCAAACGGUAUAUCGUGAUGUUUUUUAUUAUUUAUUUAUUUAUUGAAUUUAUAUACGGUCGUACCUCAGAAGUCAAACAGAAUCCGUUCUGGAAGUCCGUUUGACUUUCGGAGUGUGGCUUCUGAUUGGCUGCAGGAAGUUCAUAAAAACAACAACCCAAUAGCCCCCCUCCCUCGCUGAUAUGUCAUGAUGUUGAAAACUAGAUAUUGCCCAGCACUACUCCGUGCCAUCAAGGCCACCUGAGUGUCAAGUGACAGCACAGGAUCUGGGAAUACCCCCAAGCUGUAUACCCGCUCCUUCAGAGGAAGUGUAACCCCAUCAAGAGCAGGCAACCUCUCAGCGCUCUGGACUAGGGAACCACCCACUCAAUCAUCCCUGACCAUUGGUCAUGUUAGGAUGUUAGGAUUUUAUGUAAGCUGAUGCUGGCUAGCGUGAUUAGUAUAAAUCACAUGAGAUGUCUGAGAAGAGUGUGGGAACGGAAGACUGUCUUAUCUCUCCCGUCUGAGAGUGUUACUGGACUGGACUUUCGCUUUUGCUGUAUGCUUUCUGUUUCUGCCAGAGUUUGGAGAACACAGACGUGAUUAUGGAUUCUCUGUGUAUAUUGUGAAUAAAACGUAGUUUAGAUUUACGGAUGUCUCUAUCUUCUUGCUGUGUGAUGCCAGAAGACUUGUGUGCACUUUUCAUAUGAGAAGUGUCGCAGAGGGGCGACACUCUGGAGUGAAGGGACAUGCCAUUCCAGAGAUGUGCCUACUGGGAGAUGCUCGGAGGUACUGGGAGUCUGCCGUCCCCCCCAGGAGUGUUUGCCCUCAACAGCUGGUAUUGGUGGAAGCUGGAAUCCAACAACAUCUCAAGGACCACAGACUCUCCAUUCCUGGUACGAGUGGAGAUCCUUUUCUAGAGCGGGGGUGGGGAAAUUUUAAACCCCCCGAUGUUGCCGAACUGCAACCCACAUCACCCCUGGCUAUUGGCCAUACUUCCUGGAGUGGAUGAGAGUUGUAGUUCAGCCACAUCUGGAGGGGGUUCCCCACCCCUGGUCUAGGAGAAACAUCUCUUUCAAGAGUCCCAAACUCUUGAUAAUAUGCGGAGGACCUUCUGUGUUGCAUGGCAAGUUCCCGCCUCCCCCCUCGGAAAUAAAGACACAAGACACAAGAAUUAGAGUUAAUGGGUCAAAUUAGGCCACAACUUUGUUGAUUACAGGAAUUGAGCGGUAUUGGUUUAGGCAUUGGUCCUAUCAUCUAACCGGCUUCAGCCUGCUUGCUUGAAGACCGGUAAGGGUUAACCACCACUAGGGGGAGUCCCGCUGAUGCACAUCAACUAGGAGCUCCCCUGGGGUCACCGCUCAGGGGCGUGCCGUGGGCCCACACCUCCAUAAGCUUAGGACAAGGCCAUGCUCCCUGGAAUCCUUUACCGGACUACGCUUUGAUUUGGGGGAAGGUGAUGGCGCUUCCUCCCCCCUUCAUCUGCAUAACAAUACCCCUACCAAUGCCUAACCGCCAAUACCGAGGAGUUGUGACGGUUUGCUACCAGGUAGGCGAAAACCAAGUGGCUGGUGCCAAUCUGCCAAUUGGAAAAAUUCCUACCAGGCCCCUCGACGGCGACCAACCGGAGUCCAUAGCAAAGUCGGAGAGACUAGCCUAACGGGUGGGAGGGGAGGGAAAACCUGAACAGCUGAGGAGUGGAAAGAGGGAGAUCCUCAGCCGCGCUGGCCCUAAAUAGGGCUGGCCAUGCCUCCCGGGCCAGCCGAUUGGCUGGCCAGGGGGAUGACGCGUCUGAGGAUUCCCCUAGUAUCACGGGGGCUAUCAGCCAGCCCCCGUGAGUGUGGGGAGGGGCGUGAAGUCCGCAACCCCACCUCCUCCCUAGCUCGGAAGUGGCUUUUUCAUCCCUUCCCUCUGAAGACUUUGGAGCAUGUUGGCACAGGCUAGCUGAACUGGGAGGUCCUCCAAGCCAAUUGUGUAGCCCACAGGGCAUGCAUGGCAGACCACCAAGGGUUAGAUUAAACCUCCUGUUUGUGUUGCCUACCGAGGACCUCAAACAGAGGGAGGGUUGUUGAGCACCUGACAAACCCCGAAGCGAGGCUGGUGGGCCGAGUUCAGGUUGGGGCAGGCCUGCACUGGAAUAAAUCCUUGGCAUUGUGCUCUUAAGCCUGCAGGGCUUGUCCUGCUUGUUACAAAUAGUCAGUUCCUGUGAAAUGCAGCCUGGCUUCCUUUUGCUUCAUAGGUGUAUCGUGACUUCCUGUCUAAAGCAGGGAUUGAGAAGCUGUGGCACACUCCAGUUCCCAUCAGCCACAGCUAGCAUGACUAAUGAUCAGGGAUGUUGGGAGUUGUAGUCUAGGAGGGCCACAGGCUUCCCCAAACCUUGUCUAAAGCCUCCAGGGGAUUUAGAAUUGCAGAUCCUGUCUCUGUAAGAACUAUCCUUUGCUGUAUGGAAAGACCCAUGCAGGCAACCUGGUGCCUCUACAAGCCAUUCCUUCAUGCUUGUCGGGAGCAUCUGAAAAAUCCGCAUUGCCCCCAACCAUAUAUAGAUCUCUUCUGUCCUCCCACCCCAAAUCACUGUUUUCUGUGGUGGUGAAAGCCACCAGACCCUAAGUCAGGCUGCUGAUAAGGACCCCUUUAACUAGCAAAUAUUUAGAGGAAAAUUAAUAGAAGGCUCCAACUCUCUAUUAGGAAUAUCAUAUGCCCUAGACUAGGUCACUGUUAGCCUUUUGGGUAAUCUGUCCCUUUCCAAGAUGGCCUUGAUCUCCCCUGUCAGAAAAAAUAAGUAAAUCCAGUGCAGGACAAAGCAAAGAUAUUCUUGAAUAUCCCUCAGCCUCUCCACAGACCACCUGAAUGGAACUCUUGGACCAUGUUUGAGAACCGUUGCUUUAAAGUAUUUAUCAUUUUAAGAACUGAUAUUGACAUGGUUAAUGACAUAUCUAUAUCUAUAUAUGAGACUGCAAAUUUACGAUUUUAGGAUGACCAGGAACUAGACCCCUGGCUUGAUUAUGAACGACUGGGGUAAUUCAGAGUAGAGAAUAAUGCCAGCAAUGUUGCAGCGUUCCCUGGGAGUCCACCAUUUUACUCUUUUCCCAUAUAAGUUAAUGGCUUCAAUUCAGUCCUAUGUGGGGGGAACUCACAGGCAGUUUUGAAAAUUGCAUCUUGUUUACCCAAUCUCUCUCUCUUUUCUUAAAUAGAUUGUGGAGUUGGAUCUGCAAACAGUUGCUCCAUGUUGCAGUGGCCCUAAAAGACCACAGGACAAGGUCGUGGUCUCUGAAAUGAAGAAGGAUUUUGAGAACUGCCUGGGAGCUAAAGUAAUGGCUUUUUUUCUUCUCCAGCUGAGAUUCAUUUUCUUUCUUCCUCUUUCAUUCAGAAACUUUAAUUGCUUCAGACUUGCUUUUAGAGCUCAGAAUUUCUAUACUCUUUGGCCUGGUAGUCCCUAACCAAUUCCACUUGAGGAACCUGCCCACUGAAUCCCCUAGUUGUUGUUUGUUUUUGGACAACAUGCCCAUUUUGUCCAUUGUAGUUUAGGUUGUCUGCUUUUUUAUGAAUAGGCAAAUAAGUAAAGAGUUUGGCCCCUCUUGUGCCAGUGAAACGGAUUUCAUUCAAGUGCUGCUUCCGCUGUUCAUUUGUGGUUACAAAGACCUUCCUUUGCCUAGUCUAGGCUUUCCCAAUUUUUCUUUUGUGCACAAACUUUUGGGAAUUGGCUGCUGAUAAUGAGAAACUCAUUCCCUUCUCUCUCCAACCCCGCAUGGAAUUUUGGUUAGAAUUAUUUUGUUUCUGACUAUAUAGGAGAUAGGCAGAAAUUUCAGAGGGACAAUUCAUCAGCAUUUGCGCAAAAGACUAGACUUUUUUUCUGUCUAAGACAAUAUACCUGGCUUUACCAGCUGUUUAAUUGCAGGAUCUUUUCAUCUGCCAAAGCCCGAACCAUUCUGAAGUCAGCAGAGUGCUUCAUUAUAGUCAGAAUGCAAAGAAACUUUCCUGAAUGCUUGGUGAAAUAUUGCCUAGCAGAAUCCUAAUAGAGUAACCCUACUGUACAGCUGGACAAAUGGAUUUCAACAGCACAGUUCCCUUUCCAAGUUAACACGCAGAGUGUUUUGAUACACAUGCUGCAGUGAAUGUAUGUGGUUUUUCUGCCAGUUCAAAGCAUCAUAUGUUCCAAUAAUGAGUUGCUCCUCCUUCCGUACACAAAACAGCAUCACCAACCAUCAGUGAACAAGAAUGAAGAAUCAAUGGGCUUGGGUGGAAUCUUGAGGUUUGUAGAACUUAAAUGGGCACAGGAUGCAGAUUUGUCUCUUGGUUGUGGGAUGGGAAACCGACAAGGAAUAGAAUGGAAUACCCUGGAAGAAUAUAUGGAUGUUUGAUGGAAUGCUAAUCACACCAGCAUUCCACCUUGCAGUAUGCUUUGUGGCAGGUCUCACUUGUUCUCUUUCUAAACUUUGAAAAGGCAAAUCUGCCUUGAGCAUCUUUGCCCUGACCAAAAUGGCGGCUGUAGAACUGUCUGUUUUGCUCUCCUUGGGCCUUUCCUCUGCUACCGUGAUUCAAAAUAAUAGUUCUCUUUCCUUGUCCCCUCUUCCUUGUAGCAAGGGUUUAAAGGCUUCCAAAUUGCCCCUGACCAGCAUAACAGCCAAGUGAAAUUUGUUUACAACGAUAAGGAGUUCGAACUUACACAUGGCUCGGUGGUGAUUGCUGCCAUUACUAGCUGCACCAACACAAGUAAUCCUUCGGUUAUGCUGGGAGCUGGUAAGUGUGUCUCAUCUUUUUGUGUGUCAUUAAAUUACACAUGCAUUUAUGUGCUUUUCAAGAGGGAAGGGACCCUCAAAGCCUUCUUACAUAAGCUGGCAUAACUGAUUAGCAAUGCUGUCUUGUCUCUGUUUUCGUUUGGGCCUCUAGAGCUAGAGGGAGGGUCGUGGUGGAAUUUGUCAAUUAUUUGGCUAGGUAAAGGUAAAGGGAUCCCUGACCAUUAGGUCCAGUCAUGACCAACUCUGGGGUUGCAGCGCUCAUCUCGCUUUAUUGGCCGAGGGAGCCGGCGUACAGCUUCCGGGUCAUGUAGCCAGCAUGACUAAGCCGCUUCUGGCGAACCAGAGCAGCGCACGGAAAUGCCAUUUACCUUCCUGCCUGUUUAUCUACUUGCACUUUGACAUGCUUUCAAACUGCUAGGUUGGCAGGAGCAGGGACCGAGCAAUGGGAGCUCACCCCGUUGCGGGGAUUCAAACCGCCGACCUUCUGAUCGGCAAGGCCCUAGGCUCUGUGGUUUAACCCACAGCGCCACCCGCAUCCCAAUUAUUGGCUACCUUGGUGUAAAUAGCAAUUGUGUCCAAGCAGAUAGGCACAGCCACACUUUCAUUGUGUAUGAGCCUUUCCCCCCUUUGUCUCCUGUUGAGAGAGUGAGGGUGUAACAGCACCCUAGAAAAUAGCUCAGUCAGUAGAGCAUAAGACUCUUAGCCUCAAGGCCGUGGGUUUGAGCCCCAGAUUGGGCAAAAAAAUUCCUGCCUUGCAGGGGGUUGGACUAGAUGACCCUCGUGGUCCCUUCCAACACUACAGUUCUAUGAUUCUAUGAAACUAGGUAUAGGAAAGGGCAGUUAUAAAAGCAAGCUUAAAUAUGGUUGAAGUCCAGUGCGAUGAUUCCAGGGGAGCUUGUUCCUAGACUUUACUAUAAUACCUUAGGCAGAUGCAAAUCUUUACCAAGGCCUUUGACACCUGAGAUGUGUGUUUUCGGAGCCCGCCUUCUUCCUGCAACUGUAAAUGUUCUGAAUUCCGAAUUUCAAGUUGUUACAACCCACCCUGUGGCUUGAGCCGGGCUGGUAACAAAUUUAAUCAAUGUCAUCCUCUUCUAGUGAUAGCUUUAAAUAAUAUACUAUGGUUUAAAUGCAGCAUGGAGCCAGACAUGCCUGCACCUAUAUGAUUUUGUAAGACCACAUACAGUCAUACCUUGCUUAUUGAACAGCUUAGUUCUCAAACGUUUUCACUCCCAAACGCCGCAAACCUGGAAGUGACUGUUCCAGUUUGCAAACUAUUUUUGAAAGCCGAUUGUCCAACGGGGCUUCCGAUUGGCUGCAGGAACUUCCUGCAGCCAAUCAUAACCUGGACAUGGUUUCUGAAUGUUUUGGAAGUUGAACGGACUUCCGGAACGGAUUCUGUUUGACUUCCAAGGUAUGACUGUAUUACAUAGAUGGUAUGUAUAAAUAAAUGUCCACCACUCCCAUCGUUCCUGGCCAUUGGCCACACAAGCUAGUGCUGAUGGGAGUUGGAGCCCAUCAGUGUCUAGAGGGGAUUCCCCACCCCAUAAUACUCAGCUGGAACAAGUGGUCUGAGGCAUCCAUUGACUUUGGAUAUUUUUUCAGGAUUGCUUGCCAAGAAAGCUGUAGAAGCCGGACUGACUGUGAAGCCAUACAUUAAAACUAGCCUGUCUCCUGGAAGUGGGGUUGUUACAUACUAUCUGAGAGAGAGUGGAGUCUUGCCUUACCUUGUUCAACUAGGGUAAGAGGUUAGGUUAUAUUCACUUUUUUGUUGGAGAGCUCAGUCGAGACUCUCAUAAUUAAUGUUUCAUACUUGCUCCUCGGGUGAAAAAGCAUGCAUUAAGUAUUCAUUUUAACUGUUGGCUGUAACUAGAAAAUAAACAAAAUCGCAGCUAAAAACACCGGGUUGAGAAAAGCAAAGCAGCCUGGAAUACAUGGGGGAAACCACAUGUUGUUGGACUCCAAAUCCCAUCAGCCCCAGCCAGAAUUGGACAGUGGUUGAGGUUGAUGGGAGGUGUAGUUCAAUAACCUGGAAAAGCCACAGGUUCUCCUUUCCUGCUUAUAAAGGUUGCUGGAAUGUUCAAGGGUCAUUCAGUUGCCAACAUUCAGGUUGCAGUCUGCACGCGAGUUGAAAGUACAGUGGUACCUUGGUUUAAGAAGAGUCUGGUUUAAGAACGAUUCGGUUUACAAACUCUGCAAAACUGGAAAUAGUGUCCUGGUUUGAGAACUUUACCUCAGUCUAAGAAUGGAAUCUGAACGGUGGAAGGGCACCAGCGGUGGGAGGCCUCAUUAGGGAAAGCGUGCCUCGGUUUAAGAAUGGUUUCGGUUUAAGAACAGACUUCCGGAACGGAUUAAGUCUGUCAACCGAGGUACCACUGUAUUAUUAUUAUUAUUAUUAUUAAUUAUUAAAUUUAUAUACUUCCCUUCAUCUGAAGCUCACAGGGUGGUUUACAGUAUAAAAACACAAAAACACAUAACAUAACCGUAGCUGUCAACGUUUCCCUUUUUUAAAGGGAAAUUCCCUUAUUCCGAAUAGGAUUCCUCGCAAGAAAAGGGAAAAGUUGACAGCUAUGAACAUAACAACAAACAAAAACAAUACCCGCCCCCCCCCAGAAAAGGCUAGUAUUGCCAGCCUCUGGACCUUUGCAGAAGAGGCACAUGAAGAAGUGCUUCAGAUGAUGAAUGUAGGGUCUGGGUCGGUUCCUAUGGGGAGAGGGAGUCCUUGAAGUAUUGCAGUCCUGGGCAAGUUAAGGCUUUAAAGCUCAAAACCAGCACUUUGAAUCGGGCCCGGAAACUAAUUAGCAGCCAGUGCAGCCGGGCCAGGAGUGGAGUUGUAUGCACAAACCGUCUUGCCCCAGUGAGCGAUCUGGCCGCCAAAUUUGUUAUUGUUUUGUUAUUGCUUUGGUUCCUUAGUAAUUAAUUUUUAAAAGGGAAGAAAGAUGAGGCCGCUCAUUUUCCAGUAUAUAUCCAGUCUUACCUUGGGUUACAGACGCUUUGGGUUGUGUGAUUUCGGGUUGCGCACUGCGCCAAACCCGGAAGUAACGGAAAGGGUUACUUCCGGGUUUCGGCGCUUGCACAUGCACAGAAGCGCCGAAUUGCGACCCAUGCGUGUGCAGACGCGGCGGGUUGUGAACGUGCUUCCCGCACGGAUCACGUUCGCAACCCAAGCGUCCACUGUACCAUCUUCACUGCAGUUGAGAUGUAUUCAUAAUUAAGCCCUACUGUAUAAAAAUGGCAGGUGAGGUGGCAAAUGCAGUGAAGUGUCUCAUGAUUAAUACUCAUUAAACAAACAAACAACACAAAACCUUCCUUCUCUUUCUUGUGCUUAACAAAAGCAGCAUAUCAGAGAGGAGAGCAGGCUAGAAAAUGCCUUGAAUGUUCGACUCCCACCUGUAACGUGAAGGGAGUCUAGGCGAGAUUUUUUUUUUUUACGGUGACCCAUCUGAUUUUCCAUUCAUGCAAACUAGGCCUGAGAUGGACACAUAGAGUGGUUGUGAUUUUUCCAGUAGAAACAUUGACCUCAGAGGGUGGAAUUCAACAUUGCACUAUUGCAGGUGUUCUGCCUGCACAAGCAUAUCCUACUGUGCUCUUUCUUUCUUUUUUGGCAAAUAGUAUGCUUUAUAGUUAAUAUGCAUAUGUGUAUAUAUCCAUCAAAUACAGAACCUGUUUCAUGCUGUCUGCAGGUUUGAUGUGGUAGGUUAUGGAUGUAUGACAUGCAUUGGCAACAGCGGGCCUCUGCCAGAACCAGUUGUCGAAGCCAUUACUCAGGUAAGUCAAGUCUUGUGCCCCAUAUUCCGCUAUUAGAGAUGUCAAAUACAGACUUCCAUUUUGGUUACAAAUGGCUAAAAGGUAAAGGGACCCCUGAUGGUUAAGUCCAGUCACGGACGACUCUGGGGUUGCAGACAGCUUCUGGGUCAUGUGGCCAGCAUGACUAAGCCACUUCUGGCGAACCAGAGCAGUGCACGCAAACGCCAUUUACCGUCCUGCCAGAGCGGUACCUAUUUAUCUACUUGCACUUUGACGUGCUUUCGAACUGCUGGGUUGGCAGGAGCAGGAGCUCACCCUGUCGCGGGGAUUCAAACCGCCAACCUUCUGAUCGGCAAGCCCUAGGCUCUGUGAUUUACACCACCGCGCUACCUGCUUGGCUACAAGCAAGCAAAUUGUUGUUGUUGUUGUUAUUUUUGUUGUCUGGUCUUUUCACCGUAAUAAAAAUUAAUUGACAGACAUCCUGUAGGACUUAGGUGCAAGUGAAAUAGCAGUGGAACUUGUAUUUUUUUAAAAAUAAAUAUGCAUUGCUGGUGGCUUGCAGCAAACAGAAUAGAAGGCUUUUGCAGUGGACAUUGUGUGUUCUCAGAAAGCGUCUGUUUUACUACAUUUUACAUUUAUCCGACUUUGUUCAAUAGACCAAUUAGUCUAGGGAUUUUUCAAUCUCACUCUGAUGGAAGCUGAGUAUUUGUGAUCCCGCUACUCGGCUUCAGAUCCAGAGCUCAUGAAAGCCCUUGUUGGGUAUUUCCUGGAACUGUGAGCACAGCUCAGUGAUAUCCUCUCUCCCUCCCCAUUCCCAGGUCUUCUAGAUGUGAGACAGUAGAAGCUGUAGCAUUUGUAAAUGUGUUAUCCUGUUCCCUUCUUCCCCUCUGCACAGGGAGACCUUGUAGCUGUGGGUGUCCUCUCUGGAAACAGAAACUUUGAGGGCCGUGUCCACCCCAAUACUCGUGCCAAUUACCUGGCCUCCCCACCAUUGGUAAUAGCAUAUGCCAUUGCAGGAACCAUAAGGAUUGACUUUGAGAAGGAACCUCUAGGUAAGGCAUCGCUUGGGGAAUAAUGAACCCUUUUAAUUUUGUGUAUCUACCAGCUUUGAUCAUGUGAAAGGCUGGGCUGGAUGAAUCCCUAGCCGGAAUUAAGAUUGCCGGGAGAAAUAUCAAUAACCUCAGAUAUGCAGAUGACACAACCUUGAUGGCAGAAAGUGAGGAGGAAUUAAAGAACCUUUUAAUGAGGGUGAAAGAGGAGAGCGCAAAAUAUAGUCUGAAGCUCAACAUCAAAAAAACGAAGAUCAUGGCCACUGGUCCCAUCACCUCCUGGCAAAUAGAAGGGGAAGAAAUGGAGGCAGUGAGAGAUUUUACUUUCUUGGGCUCCAUGAUCACUGCAGAUGGUGACAGCAGCCAUGAAAUUAAAAGACGCCUGCUUCUUGGGAGAAAAGCAAUGACAAACCUAGACAGCAUCUUAAAAAGUAGAGACAUCACCGUGCUGACAAAGGUCCGUAUAGUCAAAGCUAUGGCUUUCCCAGUAGUGAUGUAUGGAAGUGAGACAUGGACCAUAAAGAAGGCUGAUUGCCGAAGAAUUGAUGCUUUUGAAUUAUGGUGCUGGAGGAGACUCUUGAGAGUCCCAUGGACUACAAGAAGAUCAAACCUAUCCAUUCUGAAGGAAAUCAGCCCUGAGUGCUCACUGGAAGGACAGAUCGUGAAGCUGAGGCUCCAAUACUUUGGCCACCUCAUGAGAAGAGAAGACUCCCUGGAAAAGACCCUGAUGUUGGGAAAGAUGGAGGGCACAAGGAGAAGGGGACAACAGAGGACGAGAUGGUUGGAUAGUGUUCUCGAAGCUACCAGCGUGAGUUUGACCAAACUGCGGGAGGCAGUGGAAGACAGGAGUGCCUGGAGUGCUCUGGUCCAUGGGGUCACGAAGAGUCAGACAUGACUAAACAACUAAAUAUGCGAAGAAAUAGCAAAAGGCGAAAUCACAAAAUCAACAAAUACAAUACAAAAACAGCACUCAGAACGAUUACUUAAAGAAAUGAAAAAACAGGCAGCAAAAUAAUAUUAUCAGAGAGCAAAACCCAGGUACCAAGUGCUGAGGAGCCCCUUUCUUCAUCUCUACCUGUGGUUUCCCAGCUGGUGGGGCACUCUGAGAAAGGUCUCUGUUUAUUAUCUCAGGGCACAGGCAAGUACAUAGAGGAAGAGAUGAUAUGUCAAGUCCUCUGGCUCCAGUCUGCGAAGCACUUUUUAUGUAAUUCACUUUAAACGUCAGGAUCCAUAAGAGUGUCUGUGUUUUAAUGGGUCUUGUUUACCUUCCAUAUGCCAAAUCCAUAUCAAGCUUCCAAGAAAUGUAGGUGUUUAUUGAAGUGGCCGUGCGCAGUGUACACACAGCAUUUUUUGAAUGUUUUCUCCCUAGUUUAUAGCCUGCGUACUUUACUUUCUUACAGGUGUAAACGCACAAGGGAAGAAGAUCUUUUUAAGAGACAUUUGGCCCAUGAGGGAUGAGAUCCAAGCUGUUGAGCGCCAGUAUGUCAUUCCAGGGAUGUUUAAAGAGGUCUACCAGAAAAUAGAGGUAAAUGUGGUGUUAAUACAUAGAGCAAUUGCAUUAUUUACGGCUUUCGAUCUCAGCAGAUGUUCUAAAUACAUGCUUUGCCUAAAUGUUUUGUAUAGAUGUUUAAUGUAAUUCCCAUUUUUAAUUGUAGGAAGAUUGGUUCCUCGAGUUAAUGUCUGCCCAGGACUACAAUAAAGUGUUGUUAACAAAUAUUAGACAGGUGCAGAAUGCAAUAUUGAGUUCCGGCUUCAAAUUCCUUUGACUUUCAUUAAUAUUAUAGUAUUACAGGGCUUCCUUUUUCCUCCCUAUCAUUAGCAACCCUAGAAUAAAUGUUCCCAAUUGUGUAAAAGUGUGUGAUUUCUGCAAGCCGCAGGAAUAAAUUGUUCAUGGUGAGGGAUUUGGAUUUUCCAGUUCCUUUUAUUUUACUUUAUUAGUAGGGAGUAUCCCCAGCCCUAAUUUACUUCAAGGUUGCCUCAAGGAAUGAAAACAAAAAACAUGGAGCAAUAUUGAGCUAAUGUUCUCCUGCUGAGUAGGGCAUUUUUGCCCAUCCUUGCAAACUGUUAACACCAUCCUUGCCCUCUGGAAGCCCAACACAGCCAGAUGGUGAUUUUUACUGCUAAUUACCUGGGUGAGGGCAUCUCUGGGGAGAAAUGGCUGGGCUGAUUCUGAACAGGAGAAAGGAUUUUAGGCUUCUCCAGACAAACUGUUCAAUGAGCAUUCACUCUGAUUUGCUUGCACAAAGCUUAUGCGAAGAAUAGACUUAUGUCCAAUCUUUAUUAAGCAUCUGUUCUGAUUUGCUUACGGGGCAGUUUUACAACAAUGAACAUUCAUCCUGAUUUGCUUGAGGGUUGUGCAUGCAUCUUCCCAUUAAUCAUUUGUUCACCCCACACUUUUCAAUGGAUUUCCCCAUCACUUUCCUACCUGCAAAAAGGCUGGUAGUGUUUCGCCUUUCAUAAAAUGGAUUUGUUGCACUGGGGCGACAGAGCGCUUUGCACUCCUUCAAUUGUGCAAAGCUCAGUUUUCAGUAUGCGCUCCAGUCCCUCCAGAAAAAAAUAGUGACAGUCUGUGAAUCCAAGGAACUUAGUUUGUACUGUCGCAAUUCACAUGAAAAAUGAGACAGUUGCUCCUCAGAAGCAGAGCUCACAGCAAAAUGGCUUUGGUGAUCCUAAGAUUCUAGCUCUCUGCUGUAUUUGCUGAGGGUUAUCAAACAGAUUUCCAGGCAACUGUGGUUCAGUUUUUCCCAACCUGUAUUAGAGAGUCUGCCUAGCCCACUUUUUACAUACUGGAAGGUAUAUAUUUAAAAUGUUGCACCCUAUAAAGGUUGUUUUCUAUCCUUUUUUCUCUUCUCUCUUGCAGACAGUAAACAAAGCUUGGAAUGCAUUAGAUGUUCCAGCAGACAAGCUAUAUGCUUGGGACCCCAAAUCCACAUAUAUUAAAUCACCUCCAUUUUUUGAAAAUCUGGUAAGUGUGUUUCACUUCCCCUUGUUUAUUUGGUUAGAUUUUACUGGCCAGAUUGAGAAGGACUUUUUUUUCCCUUUUGGCUAGUUUUAACAAUGAUAGAAGCUUUGCAGACUGUCUUUCUUCGAGAAUGCUCUGAAAUGCACCUUGAAAUGUACUUUUAAGUACAAAUCUCAUGCCUCAAGAGAGCCCUAUUCUGUAGUUAUGCUCAUGCUUAAGAACAGCAUAUGAGUCAGGCUGUGUUGAGUAGCCCCAUUGAGGCUGCACAUUUCAUUUUACUUCUUCUCUGCCCUUCACCAUAAGCUCCCAGGGCAGGUUAUAACAAUAUAAAAACGCAGUCUUUCCAGUGACUGCUGCAACAAAAUGUUGUUUUGUGGGGUCCGACUGCUUUAGAUUCCAGAUUCUGGGUCGCAGGUGGCGCUGUGGGUUAAACCACAGAGCCUAGGGCUUGCCGAUCAGAAGGUCGGCGGUUCGAAUCCCCGUGACGGGGUGAGCUCCCGUUGCUCUGUCCCAGCUCCUGCCAACCUAGCAGUUCGAAAGCACGUCAAAGUGCAAGUAGAUAAAUAGGUACCACUCCGGCGGGAAGGUAAACGGCGUUUCCGUGCGCUGCUCUGGUUCGCCAGAAGUGGCUUAGUCAUGCUGGCCACAUGUAAAGCGGCCAGUAAAGCGAGAUGAGCACCGCAACCCCAGAGUCGGUCACGACUGGACCUAACGGUCAGGGAUCCCUUUACCUUUACCUUACUGCUCUAGAUUCCAGACACUGUUCUGUUGUUAACCCCCAACAGUCAAGUCAGCAUUUUCAACAUGCUCAGUCUGCACUGAGCCACCCAUAGCAUUCUGCCCUCCGCACCCUAAUAAAGAUAGGUUUGUUUUUCUGCAAACCUUGAGGUUCCUGCUAAUAUCUUCCUGUUGUCUAUGGACAAUGCCAUAAAGGCUACAUAAGCAAUGGCACUUGCACCCUAACCAUCCAAAAUAGAGGCGGUGCAUCUGUCCACUUUCUGCACAAAUAUAUUUCUGAAAAAUAUCUUGAGCAGGGAAGGGAGCCAUCACACCUAGUUUGGUUUUCCAGAUUUGAUCAAGCCUAUCAAGGGUUUUUUUUAAUAGUUUGGAUGAAGGUAGCAGUUGCAAAUUUGUACAGCUGACGCUUGUACAUGUGUUUGUUUUUAAAUAACUACUUUUGUGUGGUGUUCUCUCAGACUUUGGAGCUCCCGCCACUGAAAUCCAUAGUUGACGCCUACGUCCUGCUCAAUCUUGGUGACUCUGUGACCACGGAUCAUAUCUCUCCUGCUGGGAACAUAGCAAGAAACAGCCCAGCUGCUCGUUAUUUAACCAGCAGAGGGUGAGUCAAGCAUAAAAGUUUCUCUCUCUGUAUGUCCUUAGAUCAGAUGUCCACAUCCAUCUGCUCCAGCAAGAAUGGCCAAUGGGCAAGGACGAUAGGAGUUGUAUUUCAACAUCAGGAGGUUCAAAGGCCUAGUGUGAUUAUUUCCCUAGCUUAGUUGGUAGAGCAUGAGGCUCUUAAUCUCAGGGUUGUGGGUUCAAGUCCCACUUUGGGCAAAAGAUUCCUGCAUUGCAAAGGGGUUAGACUAGAUGACCUCCCCGUGGCCUUUACAACUUGACAGUUCUAUGAUUCCCCCCUCACUUCCCUCCCAUUCCGCUUAACUGACUUCUCUGUUCCGUAACAACCUGCGGCGCUCCAGGUUCUUUUUGGACUUCAGCUCCCAUCCUCCCUUCACACUGGCCAUUGGAUGAUCCGGGUUCAAAUUGGGGUUCAAAAAUCCAAAAUCCAAAAUUCAAAAAUCCAGGGGGGCACCCUGAUCCACAAAUGAAGGCAGCCCUCUUUAGGGAAGCUUGUAAUGUUUAACAUACUACUGUAUUUUAAUACUUUGUUGGUAUAAAGGAAGAUGCUUAGAGCAGGCAUGGGCAAACUCUGCCCUCCGGAUGUUUUGGGACUACAGCUCCCAUCAUCCCUAGCUAACAGGAUCAAUGGUCAGGGAUGAUAGGACUUGUAGUCUCAAAGCAUCUGGAGGGCCGAGUUUGCCUAUGCCUGGCUUAGAGCAUCCAGGGGCGAGGGCAUCUCAUUAGAUGGCAUUCAUACUGUUAAAACGGAAAGGGGUCAAACCACCGCAAGAGGUGUUGAAAUUUUGGGAGGUUGGAUAGCUACAAUGGAAUGGUCUGAGGGGAGGGGUGCAUGUUUUUGUUCUUGUCUAUUUGUGAUUGUUGCUUGGUCAAAUUUUUUUUUUUUUAAGGGACAAAUAAAAUAAAAUAAAAUUAUUAUUAUUAUUAUUUUAUUAUUAUUAUGUUGGGUUAAACUGUCUGCACAGGCUGCUGGGGGAGGUGUUUUUGAAAGCCAGAAAUAAAAAAACCGAGUCACCCUGGCCACAAGUUGCAGAAGUGAACGUUUCAGGUUCCUUUUAGUUAACUGCGCAGCCUUCUAGCUCAUAAAUCUGAGGAUUGCCUUCUUUUUGUCUUGCUAGCCUAACUCCCAGAGAGUUCAACUCGUACGGUUCGCGCCGGGGCAACGACGCCGUCAUGGCUAGGGGAACGUUUGCAAACAUACGCCUGCUGAACAAAUUUCUCAACAAGCAGGCCCCGCAAACUAUCCACUUCCCGUCUGAUGAAACUGUGAGUAUUCUUGUCUGCAUCGGCCUUGGCGCUGUUUGAAACAGGAUGACCCCCCAUUUUAAACACAGGGGUAGGCAGUGCUAUUUUUCUAGAAAAAGGGGUGCUGGAACUCACCACGAACUUGUCUCGUUCUCUUAAAAUGGCAAGGACAGCCACCUGUCCUUGGUGGAACAGGUGCCGGAACAAAGUUCUGGCUGAAAAAAAGCCCUGGGGGUAGGCAACCUUUUUUAUCUCUUGAGGGCCACUUCCCCUGGGGAGUACCGUAUUUUUCGCUCUAUAUGAUGCACCGGACCAUAGGACGCACCAGACCAUAGGAGGGGGAGAACAGGAAAAAAAGAAUUCUCCCCCUCUCUGCUCAGCGCCCCUUCAGCGAAGCAGCAGGAGAAAUGGAGCCCCUUCUAUUUCUCCUCCCGCUUCGCUGAAGGGGCACUGCGCAGCUCUCCCUCUCUGCUGAAGCCAGGAGAGUCUUGCUGUCCCGGCUUUAGCAAAAGGAACGCGAAGCCUUCGGAGCGCAGAGGGAGCGCUCCCUCUGCGCUUCGGAGGCUUUGCGUUGCUAUCGCUGAAGCCAAGGAGCCUGCAUUCGCUCCAUAGGACACACACACAUUUCCCCUUAAUUUUUGGAGGGGAAAAAGUACGUCCUAUAGAGCGAAAAAUACGGUAAUCUGUUGUGGGGAGGACAUGCCAGGAGUAGGUGGAGCCAGAUGCAAAAUGUGUUCUGGAUUAACCAGUGUGGAAUAAAGACCACUGUGCUUUAAUUUUCACUUUAGCCGUAUCACAUUAAUGGUCCCAAUCCUGUAUGGGCUAACUCAGAAAUAAUCCCCACUAGGUUUGAUGGAGUUGCAUUCAAAUAAGUAUACAGAGGUGUGUGUGGUUUUUUUUUGGGGGGGUGGUACUACAGCUGAUCAGUAUAGCUAAUGUUAUGGAAAUCAAGUGAGAGCGAUUCCUUUCUGGCUUUAGUGUGUUGCUAUUCUAAAUGCAUAAUCGAGAGGGUCAAGGAAGGGGAAGGAAUGUACAGGAAAUGAUGCAAUCGAAGAAUGCAACAGCUUCGAAAGGUGGGUGGGGGCUUCAUGGUUGCUCACCAGUGCUUUAAAGCUUCUUCACUUUUAGCCCUCCAAGUACAGGAAUGGUACGUGGAGGGAGACUCGAAUCACCAUAUUUUUCGCUCCGUAAGACACUGGACCAUAAGGCGCACCUAGUUUUUAGAGGGGGAAAUCAAGAAAAAAAAGCCUGUCCGCUUCUCCCAGAGCUUCUCAGGGCUGCUGGGGGAAGCCCAGGUCCCCCCCCCCCCCAGCCCCAAAGAGCAAAGAAGCCAAGACAGCGAGCGAGAUCCAUCCCACUGGCUUUCUUGGCUUGUGCCAUAGCCAUGCGCAGCCUCUCCGGCCGGAGAGGUUGCACGGGGCUAAAGAGGAAGCCAAGACAGCCAGCGGGAUGGAUCCCGCUCCCUGUCUUGGCUUCUUUAGCCGCGCGCAGCUUCUCCAGUCGGGAGAGGCUGCGCGCAGCUAUGGCAAUUCACCCACCUCCCACAAAAUCCCACAGGAGCCGCACACCCUUUAAGGAGCUCACUGCUCCUGCGGGCUUUUCUAUGAGGAGGGAGAAGGGACUGACUAGCCGCGUCAGUCCCUUCUCCCUCCUGGGGAAAAGCCUGCAAGAGGCGCGCGGAGCUUUUGUGCAGCUCUUGGGGGCUUUUCCUGCCUGCCUCCCCCCUGCAUUCGCUCCAUAACACACACACACACACAUUUCCCCUUACUUUUUAGGAGGGAAAAGGUGCGUCUUAUGGAGUGAAAAAUACAGUAUGCCUCUUCUUUGAAGGGAAAGCCUAUGUGUUCAGGGUUCCACGCAGCCAACUAAGCACCUCAGAUAAUUUUUGCUUUCUUGGCUUUUCGUGACGCGACUUAACCCUGCUGUUUGUUUUUAACUUAAUUCUGCAGUGAACAGUAUUUUUAUAUUGCAUUAUUUUUUCCCUCCAAAUCAUUGGGUGAUUUUUGAGGCUCAGUUUGCUUUAGGCGUGAAAGUGUUGGGCAGUGUUUCAUUGCUCUUCCUGUAGACAUCAGUUGCCCUGUAUGCUUACAGCUUGACGUGUUUGAUGCUUCCGAGAGGUACCAGCAAGCAGGCCUCCCACUUAUCGUGCUGGCUGGCAAGGAGUAUGGCUCCGGGAGCUCCCGAGACUGGGCUGCGAAAGGGCCUUUUCUGCUGGUGAGUGGUCUGCGUUUGGGAUGGCGAAGGGGGGUGUCCUGUGUUCAGCUGUCUGCUGCAAGCAAUGCCCCAUAGCUAAAUAUUACACCAAAGUUUGGCCAUAUCCGAUCUUGGCGUUUUGAAAAAUGGCAGCCUUUCUUGAAUAAACAUUCACAAACCUUUUAUUGAUAAUAAUCAGCUAAAUAGUUUGAGGAUCUAUACAACUGUGUAACAUGCAGAAAACAGCAUUUUUAGAAAAAAUCAAAGACUGGAACUGCGGGAAGUCGGGGGGUGGGUGGGUUCUGUGGGGGGAGGGAGGAAAAAUGGGGGGAAAUAAGGAUGAUAUGUUUCUGGAUAAUAUGUUUUGUUUUAAUUUUGAAUAAAAAAGUUGUUUUAAAAAAAUGAAAUAAAAUAAAAAUGGCAGCCUUGAAACCUUCACAUAACUUAACAGUACAGUCAUACUUCGGGUUCCAGAUGCUUCAGGUUGCGUUUUGUGUGUGUUAUGGACUCGCCGAAACCUGGAAGUACCAGAACGGGUUACUUCUGGGUUUUGGCGGUUGCGCAUGCGCAGAAGCGCCGAAUCACAACCCGCGCAUGCGCAGAUGCAGUGCUGCUGGUUGCAAACGCUGCGGGUUGCGAACAUGUCUCCUGCACGGAUCACAUUCGCAACCCAAGCGUAUCUCAUUGCUAUCCAUGGUUAUGAAAUGCUUGCUGCCAAAGUGAAGACAAGGAACAAAAAGUUGAGUUUGAACUGCAGUAUCCAAAGAGAGUUGCAUUUCUCCACACAAUUACUAACUUUUUGAACUCUGCAAAUGCAAGGCUGGAUUCAAAUUUGAUCUUAAAUUCGGGGUGUGUGUGUUAAAUGAAUAUUAGUGUGUUCAAUGAAUAUUAGUUAGUGGCAUAUAAAUGCCUAUUGAGAACUUUACCCAAGAGAACUUUGCAAUCGGCCACAAUGCACAAACUGGAAAUAAAAGAUAUAUUUGCAAAUGCUUUAGGUCAGUCAUGCUUUAGGACACCCCACCCCUGGGUGAAGUUCGACAACUUUGGUAAAACCUCCCCCCCCCCCAAAAAAAAGCUCAAUCCAAUGGAUAGAGCACUGCCAGUUUUUUUAUAGUGGGAGUAGAUUGCAGUCUCUUGGGAGUUGGACAUGCCUGCUUUAGGUUAACCAAGCAAGACAAAGAUGAAAACCCUUAUGCAAGUUUUGGGGUGGGGGUGGGGGUGGCACUGUGCGAGUCUCCUGCCAGCUAAACACCUGCUGGGUGCAACCAAUCUCUCUUCUUCCCCCAAACAUGCAGGAGACCUCAAAAUGGGGUGUUCCAAGGGCAGGGAGAGGACAGAGCUGAAUCAGCCUGGGAUCUGUCUCGCCAGAGUGGUGCAUGCUCUGGUUAUCUCUCGCUUGGACUACUGCAAUGCGCUCUAUGUGGGGCUACCUUUGAAAGUGACCUUGAAACUACAAUUAAUCCAGAAUGCGGCAGCUAGACUGGUGACUGGGAGCGGCCACCGAGACCAUAUAACACCGGUCUUGAAAGACCUACACUAACUCCCAGUACGUUUCCGAGCACAAUUCAAAGUGUUGGUGCUGACCUUUAAAGCCCUAAACGGCCUCGGUCCAGUAUACCUGAAGGAGCGUCUCCACCUCCAUCGUUCUGCCCGGACACUGAGGUCCAGCUCCAAGGGCCUUCUACUGGUUCCCUCGCUGUGAGAAGCCAAGUUACAGGGAACCAGGCAGAGGGCCUUCUUGGUAGUGGCGCCCACCCUGUGGAACGCCCUCCCACCAGUUGUCAAAGAGAAAAAUAACUACCAAACUUUUAGAAGAAAUCUAAAGGCAGCCCUGUUUAGGGAAGCUUUUUAAUGUUUAAUAGGUUAUUGUAUUUUGGUGUUUUGUUGGAGGCCGCUCAGAGUGGCUGGGGGGACGCAUAAUAAAUAAUUUACAUAAUAAAUUAUCAUCAUCAUCAUCAUCAUCAUUAUUAUUAUCAUUAUCUGAUGGAUUCAGGGCUAGUACCCAACUAGUGUCUCAGCCAUCAGAGGCCACCGUCAGACCCAGUGGCUACAUCCGCCAGUCAUCUAAUGUUGUUACCCAUGUGCUUUCUCUCUGUGUGUGUUUUUCAGGGCAUCAAAGCUGUCCUCGCAGAGAGCUACGAGCGGAUCCACCGCAGUAAUCUCGUGGGAAUGGGAGUGAUUCCUCUGCAGUAUUUGCCUGGAGAGGAUGCUGAUAGUCUUGGGCUGACGGGGCGGGAACGCUACACAAUCAUCAUUCCCGAGUCGAUAGUGCCCAGAAUGAACGUCCAGAUCAAAGUAAGAGAUUCCAUGGGUGACGAUGUGGUGCAGGCAAUAAGCCCAUUGAUAUCACGUCACCUUAAAGUAUACCAAGUGGGGUCCCAAGUCCCACAAGGUUGAUUGCCACUUCUGCAUCACGCAUGAACAGUGCUGUGUUUAUUUGAUCAAGGGAUGUGGGUGGCGCUGUGGUCUAAACCACUGAGCUGAUCGGAAGGUUGGCAGUUCAAAUCUGCGUGAUGGGGUGAGCUCCCGUUGCUGUGUCCCAGUUCCUGCCAACCUAACAGUUCAAAAACACACCAGUGCAAGUAGAUAAAUAGAUACCACUGCGGUGAGAAGGUAAACAGUGUUUCCAUGCACUCUGUUUUCCAUCAUGGUGUUCCGUUGCACCAGAAGCGGUUUAGUCAUGCUGGCCACAUGACACGGAAAGCUGUCUGUGGACAAACACUGGCUCCCUCCACCUGAAAGCGAAAUGAGCGCUGCAACACCAUAGUCGCCUUUGACUGGGCUUAACCGUCCAGGGGCCUUUACCUUUAACCUUAUUUGAUCAGAAAAGUCACAGCUUCCUCAUACUAUGGAGGCUAGAGUGGAAAGAUGGAAUCGGAGCCGUAAAAUUGUUACUAUUUAUUAUGGGGAGGUGUAGUAUGCAGGUGGCGCUGUGGGUUAAACCACAGAGCCUAGGGCUUGCCGAUCAGGAGGUCAGUGGUUCGAAUCCCCGCGAUGGGGUGAGUUCCCGUUGCUCGGUCCCUGCUCCUGCCAACCUAGCAGUUCGAAAGCACGUCAAAGUGCAAGUAGAUAAAUAGGUACCACUGCGGUGGGAAGGUAAACAGUGUUUCCAUGCACUGCUCUGGUUCGCCAGAAGCGGCUUAGUCAUGCUGGCCACAUGACCCAGAAGCUGUACGCCGGCUCCCUCGGCCAGUAAAGUGAGAUGAGCGCCGCAGCCCCUGAGUCGGCUGCGACUGGACCUAAUGGUCAGGGGUCCCUUACCUUUACCUAGUAUGAAUGGGUAGAAUCAUGGAAUUGUAGAGUUGGAAGGGACCCCGGGGGGGGGGUCAUCUUGCCCAACCCCCUGCAAUGCAGGAAUCUUUUUGCCCAACGUGGGACUCAAACCCAUGACCUUGGAAUUAAGAGUCUCAUGCUCUACCGAUUGAGCUAGAUCACAUGUGUUGGGCAGUUGCUUCAUCGUUGGGCAUCAUCAUUGAGCCUGAAGGGUCUGGGUUGGGGAGAGCUUUCAAGCCAGUUUCUUUAAUCAGCUGGAACAUGGAAGUUGGCUUAAGGAAAAAGGAAUGCUUUGCCCUCAACCAAGGCAUGUAAGGGGUGGGCCGGGGGGGGGCACAUAGCUUGUUCCCAGCCUGGUAAACCAGACUGAACUAGGGUUGCUACAUCUGAACUGGGCUGCAGGAGGCAAGGGUUUGAAAUCGUGGUGUGGUCCACGUGCCUUAGGGAGCUAUUGAGCACUGUUUGCUGAUGCUUUAUAUGUCUCUCUCUAUCUCCUUUCAACAGCUGGAUACAGGGAAAACCUUCCAAGCCACCAUGAGGUUUGACACGGACGUGGAGCUCACCUAUUUCCGUAAUGGCGGCAUCUUGAACUAUAUGAUUCGCAAAAUGGCUGCCUAGUCUCAAAAUGUGACCGUGCCACUGUCCAGUUAUCAUGAAAUCUGCCUUUUUGUGAUGAGAAAUUCACAGUAAUUGUGGGGAAGCUACACAAAUAUUGUCUAAAACCUGUGUUGGUUGUGUUUCAAGGUGGUAUUUUUUUACAACCAUUAGAAUGGGAGCCUAGAUGCCUUGACCACCCGACCACCAUUGACCUCAUCCUGCCUCCAGUACCUUAUUUUGUGUGGGUGAGUAGAAUAAGAAAUUCUGAUUAACACAGGGCUUACCCUUAGCUUCUUCAAUAUUUCACAUAGUAACAGACAGUUGUUUUUUGUUCCAUGUGCCUGAGAGAUGAAAUUAUCAAGUAUGAUGGUCUCAUAUCUGUUGAAAGAGUUAAUCAUUUCCCUUGAAAAUCUAAUACUGCUAAAAUUAUUAAAUGGCUUAGCUCUUAUACCUGAGAGGGUGAGUGCUCUCUCCUUCUGUGAUCAUGUGUGAGGUGCAGGGAGAAUGAAAGACCAUUUAUAAUAAAAUUUAAUCUAUUUUCAAAAAAACUGUUUCCACCUCUCUCUCUUUUUUAAAAGCCUGUUUUUAUAUAUUGUGGAUUUUGGUUUCUGAGCUUAAGUUUACUAAGCAGUGUGUAUAGGCCGGUUCAAAAUAUAAACAGAGUUUUUCAGUGGCAUGAUAUUGAACGAGUAGUGUUUCCACACAAAAAAACCCCUUCCAAUUUUGUGCCAAUGAAAAUUGGGUUUAUAUCCAUGUUGCAGCUGCCAUAGUUAUUAAAUAUCUAUCCCACAACUUCCUCCAAAGGAGUCUAGCGCAGCAACCAUGUUGAUACUAAAGCAAUGCAAUUAAACCUUCCAAAAAGAAUCACCUCCUCUUAAAACUAGUAAUUUCAGGGGUGCCAAGGACAGGACUUUCAACCAUCAAAUGCCUGGGUAGACCGGAAUGUUUUUAAAUUUCUCCUAAAACUUACUGAUUGCAAAAUGCAACUCAAAUCUGUAUUCAUUUCCUGACAGAAAAUAGUUUUACAGUGGUACCUCGGUUUAAGAACAGCCUUGUUUACGAACUUAUUCAGUAUACCAACUCCGCAAAACAGGAAGUAGUGUUCCGGUUAGUGAACUUUACCUCGGUCUACGAACGGAAUCCGAACGGUUGAAGGGCACCGGUGGCGGAAGGCCUAAUUAGGGAAAGCGCACCUCGGUUUAAGAACAGACUUCUGGAAUGGAUUAAGUUUGUAAACCGAGGUACCACUGUACUUCGGAUUUGAGACUUCCUGUUGUAACAUCUAUUUGUUAUUUGGUUGAAAUAGAAGUCCCUAAGGUACAGUGAAUCAUGUUUUUGGUUAGGAGUAGCAUUCUGAAUGAUCCAUUAAGUCAAAAUGGCCAAAUACUAAGACUGAUCCCUCCUAGAUAGCACAUUUACCUACAAAGAGCUUAACAUUCCUAGAGCAAUAAUCAUGCCGCAGACUGAAUGGGUUUAAAGUGGCUUUAAUUAACUAAUUUUUAAGAAUUUCUGUUAUUUGAAAGACUUGACAGUAGCUCGAGGACGGCAUUUGGAACAAGGAGUGUAGAGAACUCGAAACCUUUUUGCAUGCAUGAGUUAAUGUUUUUUGCCCAAGGUUGUUUGCUGCCUUGGAAUCCAACCUACCUUAUUAUGGACUAGUUACAAACAAAGGCUGUACCAUCAUUUAUGCCUGUUUGCCCUUAUUGGAAGAAGAAAAUGCAGAUAUAAUCACAACAGUAUCUUCCUAACAGCUGCAACAGCUACAGUUUCCUUUUUUAAAAUAAUAAUAAUUUUUAUUAAGUUUUCCAUUUAACAAUCCAAUCAUAUCACAUUAAUCAUUCCAAAUUUUACCAAUACAUAUCAUAAAGUCCAAAUAUUUUGCCAAAUUAUAAUUUUUUGUUGGGAGUUCCCAUGCUUCGAGUUCAGUAGGGUCCAAUCAUCUCAUAUUUCUGCUGCUUUUAGUGUUCACCAGUCCCAUCUUUCAAUCUUCUUCUUGUUAUCCUUUUUCUUAAUAGCCUCUGAGUUGUUUCCACAGGCGAAUUAAAGUAAGC
This is a messenger RNA of Podarcis lilfordi (Lilford's wall lizard), 53095 nucleotides long. Lineage: Eukaryota; Metazoa; Chordata; Lepidosauria; Squamata; Lacertidae. The record is from the annotation of a GenBank genome assembly.